AAUAAUUCCCCCCCCACCCCCAUUCUAACCUUCUCCGGGUUCUGUUUAUAUAUAUAUAUAUAGAUAUAUAUAGAUACACAUAUACACACGUCUGUCUCCAUAUCUGCAUAUAUAUAUAUAUAUAUAUUUAAAAAAUAAAUAUUCCCCACCGGCGAGUGUGUCUGAGGGGAGCGGGCUCCCUCCCCCACCACCCCACCCGCGUGGCCGGCGCCGUCCUCGUUGCUGCUGCUGCUGCUGCUGCUGCUUCCUCCUCCUCCUCUUCCUCCUUCUCCCCCCAGCCAGGUCAGUGUCUUCUCCCCCUUCUCGCCUCCUUUCCCUGCCCGGAGUUACGGCGGAGGCCCCCGCCGAGGGCUGACUCCCUCCCUCCCUCCCUCCCGCCUGUGGGCCAAAGGUGUUUUGGGGGGCGGCCGUGAGGGGAGACCACCCCCCGCGCCCUCACCCCCAAAACACGCCUCGCGUGCCGGGGCCGCCCCCUGCUUCCCUCGGCAGGAAGGGGGUUGUUAUUGGGGAGGGGGGCAGGUGGGGAGGGGGGCAGGUGGAUGUGCCAGAGGUGCGGAGGGCCAAAAGCUCCUGCUCCCUCCUCGCCACACACACCUCUGGGAUUUUGUGGUUUGGGGUGUGUGUGUGGUUUUUUUUUGGGGGGGGGUUGUCUAUGUCAAGGGGAGGUGUUGGUUUAAGAGAAGAAAAAAGGAGAGGGAAUUGGGGAGGUGGGUUUGAAGGGUAUGCGCGUCCUCAACUUUCUGCGACUGCAGCAAAUGCCCUCCAGGGAAAGGGUGGUGGUGGUGGUCUUCCUGAUCCAGAGUUGGACACUUUCUCCUUCUACCCCACUCCUGGUAAUUAUAGCCCUCCUCCCCACAAAUCAUAAGCUGGUUUUAGGAAUAAUAAUAAGUCUUCUUCCCCAUGGCGAUUUGCCUCCCCACCCACCCCUCCAAAAGUGGAAGGGGUCCUUAGAUCUUUCAGAAAUGUGUAACUCCCCUUACACACACACACACUCUCUCUCUUUUAAAAGGAUUUAAAUACCUUGCAUUGAAAAGCUACCAUUGAUUUUAUCUGCUUUCUCAACCCACCUCCCCGCCCCCAAGUUGUGCCAAGGAGUAGUCUCUGCUUGUGUGGUGACUAAGGGCUGGUUCACACCGGCGCCUUGCUUGUACUAUGGUGGUUCCCAUAGCCCAAGUGCAGUUUAAACUGGAAGGCUGCCACAUGGGUUUGAUGGUGUACAAAAAGAAAAGAAAAAGGGGGAAAGUGUGGUUUGCUGUGUUUUAUUGGGGAUUUCGCCCUGGCGCAAUUUAAGGUUACUGCAUAGUUGUGAGUCUCUCAAGUUGAUCUGCAGAAGUCUGGGCUUGGUAUCAGCAAGUAACUAACUUGAAGCUUGCCCACAUCGGAGCAGCCUGGGCUCUCAAGGUGUUCAUGGCCUCAGGUGUCUAUAUGAGUGUUACUUGUUGUAAUGAAGUAUUGUUUUUGUUUGUUUCUGAAUUCUCCACUCCACUAUUUGAUACUUCUCAGAGUUCUUCUUGAUUUUGCCAUUAAGGAAGUUCAUGUCCAGCAAUUUAGCCAAAUGUUCUCACAUAGUAAAUAGUUUUAAGACCUCCUUUGAUGGAAGCAAUAGGAGAGGUGAUCAAAUCCGUAGUUGAGAUGAACUAUAUAUAGUGCUAUUGAUAACUAAAGAAUUUUGUUUCAGAAAUUAUUUUGAGUGGCUCUGCUAUUCUGGGAUGGGUGCACUGUCAAAAAAAGUAGGAGAUAACGUGAUGCAAACAUGAUUUACCUCAGGCUAGUGUGUUGUGAACUUGAGAUCUGUACUUCUAGUGUUGGGGUGUAAUUGAAGAAACACACUUUUGUGGCUUGAAGUUCAGUUUAACUUGGAUUUGUUAAAAUCACUUUAUCAUGUUGGAAUUUCAGUUUUGUAAAUGCUGUGGGAAUGUGAUUAGGAUUUGGUGAUAAAUAGAUACAUCUUCAUAACUAAUUACAAGUGGGCUCUAGAUUUUCAUAUGCUCCACAUAAAUUGCCCUAAAUCUUCCUGCAAGAAUUGGUAUUUCUAGUUCAAAAUGCUUGCUAUAUUAUUUAAUAAAUGCAAUGGUGUGUGAAAAUGUGUGCUUUAAAGGUAAAGCUACACUUUUAAAUCUAGACUCCAAAUGUAUUUUUAUACCCUUUUUCUAGCAGUGUUUAACUUUAUAUGUCUGCUUAUCCUUGAAGUUAUCCAUAUAUAUAUUUCUCCUUGUUAUCUGAUUAUAUUUUCAUAGUAUCUUUCUAUGCAUUCCUACGGUCCUGGGACAGUGUCUCAGGGGCUGAAGGAUGCAAUAGCUCUACCUGAUGUCAGGUGGGGAGAGCAGAUGUCUGAGCCUCCUCUCUGAUGCCCUGGCCCAACUGAUGAGAGCUCUGACAUGGAAAGGACCAAAUAGGGGGGAUUCUGGGAAGUUGCUGAUAUCCAAAAGAUCCUAAGUCAUCCUGGUCUCCUACUAAACCCCCAAACCCAGGGGAAAGCUAGAUAUGUUUCUGAGUGUGUCUGAACCUCUCCCUCUCUUUGAAAACAGUGGGAGGGAAAUGAAAAAAGUCACAUUUUAAAAAAGCUUGGAAGUGGAUGGCAUUCACUUCCACUCUGCCAGCACAGCCUGGGGGGAGGGCACUGGAUGAUGCCGUUACAACAUCUUUGGUCCCUGCUCUUUUGCUGAGCUUCAGCCUAAAACUGUAAUUCAGGCUUUCUGUUACCCCUGAUUCAGAAGCUCUAUUUUGCUUCUAACCUGUGAUGACCUGUUUCACAAAGGUAUUUACCGUGCGGAAGACAUUACUGACACUUAAGAAGCUUUUUGCUAGGUCAUAGCCAAACUUUACACCUAAGAGAGAUCUUAUUUAAAUAUACUGACAGCUGCUUCACAUAACAGAAGCUGGUAUGUGUUAACUUUUGUACGUAUCUGCUUCUUCUCCAUAAUGUUUGGGAACAUUAUGUGUGUGAUUUUUAUCCAUGCAUACAGUGCAGAACCUGCGCCUCUUUCUGUAAUGUCUUGCAAAGUGAUCUUAAGGCUGCUAAAAUUUAUCAAGGGUAGAAAUGGAGCUAACAUAUACUGCAGUGAUGCCAGAAGUUGCCUUAGCCAAGAGUUUUCAAGUUUGCUACCAUUUCAAUGUCAACAUGUCUACUAGGGAGCCACUGUUGGUUUGCAAAAGAUUCUGGGGUGUGUCUGGUGUUAACAAUCUGUUCUUCAAGAGCAUUUGUUAGGGCUGUUGGGCUUCAUCAUAGUUCUCUGCAAACAGAGAAUACUUCUUAGCAGAGGGUUCUGUGUCUGCACAUUAGAGGGGAAGAUUGGCAGUAGUGGGCAAGUUAUUUAUUUAAGCAAACUGACCUGUCAUUGCUGAUCUUCUGAUUAAAGAAUCUCUGAUAAGCCUAUGAAACCAUUGAUUUAAUCUAUAUACGUAGUACUAAUAGCCUAUUUGCACUUGCUUUGUGAUAGAAAAGAUCAAAGUUCACUUUUGACCAAUUUUACCCCAAAUAGCCAAAUCUUAGUGUGAAAAUACUUUCAACUUAGCAUUGCAAGUCUUUAUGCUAACUUCAUUUUCAGGUACCAUUUAUGUGCUGGCGCCUGCAUUAUACACCUUUAGGUGCCAGUCAAAAACGUUCCUCUUCUGCCAGGCCUUGGGCUGAUAAACAUCCAAUACACUUUUAAAUGUGUUGUGGGAAGGAGGAUUAUUGGUUUAUUUUUGUUCUUGUUCUUAUUAUAUAUUUUUUAUAUUGUAUUUUUUAUGUUGUGAGCCGCCGUGAGAUUUACGGAUGAAGAGAGGUAUACACAUUUAAUAAACAAACAAAUAGUUGUUUGCAAUAGAGCUGUUUGAUAUUAGCCAUGGUAAUCUGGCUUUGGAGUGGCAAGUGGCUCAGAUAGAUUUAAUACAAAGAACUUCGUGUCUUCAACUAGUGAAAUUAAAAGUGCAAGUCUCUAAAAGUGCACACCCAUACAUCGCAUGGUUGAAAAUGUGAUUGUCAUGCUGGUUUUUGUUACAUUCAAGCACUUCAGUUCUGUGUAGCUGUGAUUGGUGCAGAAAGUGGCUUGGACCGAUGCAGCCUUAGUGACAUCCAUCCUAGGUGAGGGAAGUAGGGCAGGUUUGUCUUGUAACAUUGCCUGUCAGCUGAACUCCCAUUACAGCCAGUUACUAUCAUAUUUCAGGCACUCAGGCUUAUUCAGCUAUAGCUGGCUCUGUGGUAGCCCCAAAGGGAGACAGGGGACUGUACGAAUAAAAUCUUCUGAAUUUUAUAUGCAGCCCACCUCUGCUGUGGUCCAGAUUCAACCACAUUUCACCUGUGAAAGGCAUUUGCAUGAAGCUGUUGCAUAGUGUCUUAAGCAUGGGUAGGCAAACUAAGGCCCGGGGGCCAGAUCCGGCCCAAUCGCAUUCUAAAUCUGACCUGUGGACGGUCCAGGAAUCAGCGUGUCUGUACAUGAGUAGAAUGUGUCCUUUUAUUUAAAAUGCAUCUCUGGGUUAUUUGUGGGGCAUAGGAAUUCGUUCAUUUCCCCCCAAAAUAUAGUCCGGCCCCCCACAAGGUCUGCGGGACAGUGGACAGUGGACCAGCCCCCUGCUGAAAAAGUUUGCUGACCCCUGCUCUUAAGGAAUGGUUGGUUAGUGCAUUGUUGUUAGGCUGCCCCUCUGCCGCAGUGUCUUGGAUUGGCCGACAGCAGCCAGUAGCCAAACUCCUUGGGUGUAAAGUCUUGCUGGUGCCACCAAAUUCUACCUGAUAUUGAAGCUGCUUGCCAGAGCUCAGUUAUUCAUAGGACUGGACUGCAAGGCACUCCUUUUCUGUGAAGCAGGUUGGUUCACUUUGAGAAUAUUGUAACAUUAAAAUGAAAAGGCUUUUGGCUUGAAUAGAAAUAUUGAAGAAUGCCCUGUUGUUGUUUUUUUAUAAAAAUGAUUGAGGGAAGAAAUUAAGCAUAUUUAUUCACUUUUCUACAGGGACGCGGGUGACGCUGUGGGUAAAACCUCAGUGCCUAGGACUUGCCGAUCGCAUGGUCGGCGGUUCGAAUCCCCGCGGCGGGGUGAGCUCCCGGCGUUCGGUCCCUGCUCCUGCCCACCUAGCAGUUUGAAAGCACCCUUAAGUGCAAGUAGAUAAAUAGGUACCGCUUUAUAGCGGGAAGGUAAAUGGCGUUUCCGUGUGCUGCUCUGGUGCCGGCUCACCAGAGCAGCUUCGUCACGCUGGCCACAUGACCUGGAAGUGUCUGCGGACAGCGCUGGCUCCUGGCCUCUAGAGUGAGAUGAGUGCACAACCCUAGAGUCUGUCAAGACUGGCCCGUACGGGCAGGGGUACCUUUACCUUUAUUCACUUUUCUCCCUCAAAUUCUGAGUAAGACAGGUUUUCCAGCUAUUACAUGUAAAAAGUAAAUUUAAAAAUGAGCCACUGUUUCCCAUGUGCUCACCAUACAAAUACUUUUGUACAUAUAUAUGAAAACCCCAUAGCAGAGCACCUCUCCUGGUAGAACAUUUCCCUCCAUGUCAUAUAACUUUCCCCAUUCCAACAAGUGAUCUUAGCACCACUUUCCUCAGCAAUUCUCUGUUGAUGGAAUAAUGUAAGCCAUCAGCAGAAUGAAGUGGUAAAACUUACUUCUGGCUUGCGCCUUCAUUCUUCAAAUAAACUGAGAGAAAAGUAGAGUAUAAUUUCUCACUCCCAGAACCAAUCCCCAGACAGUUGCAACUUUUUCCUUUCUGAUGUCCUUAAUCCUGUCAUCGUAUAUUUUUUUAAAAAAACCCUGUCACUGCUUUGACAAGGAUGAAUGCUCCUCUCUUAGAUAUGUGGUUGAGCUGCUGUGAACAGAUACCUUUUAUUAUCCCCUCUGAUAUGACCCUUGUGAAUGGCCCUUGAUUCCAGUGUUUAUAAAGUUAAGAUCAACCUUCUAACAGCAACACCAGCUUUUAAAAAUUCUGUGAGUUUGGAAGAUAACAGCGAUUACGCUUUGGGAAGUUCUUAUCAGAGAGUUUUAUUCUUUAAAAAAAUGCUUGAGAAGCUUUAUUCCACUUGAGAUUAUUUUUAAGGAAGUUUUUGUCCACCUCCAGUUUAUUUUAAAUGAAUUUAAUGUUCAGUGGGAAUGAAGUGGUGGUGUUAAGUAAGGUGCCACUCACAGAUGUGUCAUUUGUCACUGUAAUUAUUUGUCGUUCAUGGAAGUAGAACAAAUGUUGUCAUCUCACCAGGUAUAGUCAGAAAGCAGGAGUCACAUCAAAUGUGAGAAAUUUUCUAUGUGAGAAACAUUUCCAAAUAUGAAACAACAUGCAACUAUCAUGCAUGGACUCCUGCCAGUUCCCUAGCUUGAUGGAUCAACUUGAAGUACAGAGUGUGUGGCUGUACGUGUAGCAUGUGUAGUUUUGCACACAGUAGAGUUUUCUUGUACUUCUGAACUUGUUUGUAGAGAGAGUUACCAAAAAGGUUUGACACUGUUUGAUCAUAGGUCUAUAUGCCACAAAUGUGUGUAGUGAAAUAUACCCAGGUUGCAUUCUAGUUCCAGGAUUGAAGUGCUUCUCAUGUAGGACUCUUGUCCUGUUUGUAGUGGCCUUGAGCUUUUAGUGCUUUCAUGGAUUGUCAACCUUUUUGGCAAUAGUGUGGCAAGUCAAGAUCAAAAUGGUACCAUUCUGCUACGCACCAAAGUACAUAUACAGCCUCCCUCCCAUGUAUGUUGAGAUGCUGCUGCCUCUACUGAUCUUGGGAGCUGGCAGAAGUGCCGGACUGACUCCGUUUUUAUCUUUUUAUUAGUUUAGAUAUUAAUCAGAUAUAUCUGUGCCACAGCUGGUUGCAUGAGAUGACUUGCUCCUAUCCAAGAGUGCCACAGAUCCAAGCUGAUCAUGCCACUCCACAAGUUGACUACCAAUGGGUUAGUCACAAUAAAGGACAGGAAACUUCAGCAAUAAAUUACUAGUAUGCUGUAUGUUACCUGAACUUUUAUAAUGAUCUUGUGUGUCAGUGACUAUAAAGUAGGGAUGAGCAGCCAAGGUCAUCCAGACUAGUCUCAUAGGUGAAAGUGAAGAACCCAUUAGUCUUGGCAGUGGACUUUGGUUUAGAGCAGUGUUUUCCCAAACUUAGAUCUCCAGCUGUUUCCAGACUACAAUUCCCCCUAUCCCUGAUUACUGGUUUUGCUAGCUAGGAUGAUGGGAGUUGUAGUUCAAAAAACAGCUAGAGACCCAAGUCAGGGAAACACUUGUUUAGAGAGCUGUUGCCCUCAAGGCGCUUUCUCAGGGUGGUUCUGUAUAAACAUAAAUGCUGAGGGCUAUAAAACCUACCAAGAAUGAAACUGCUGUACCAGUUAAAUGCAAUUGAAAGCCUUCUACAGUUAUACCAUGUUGGAAGACAUAUCCUUCAAACCAAACACCCCCCGACAUUUUGCUGUUCUUAAGAGUCAUCAGACAGUUCAAAUGCACACAAAUCUGCUUCUAUCUGCUGCUGUUCCAAAGCUGUGCAAUUGUUUCUAUUUACGUGUGUCUGAUAGUGUGAAAUCUGGAGCCACGUACUCCAAAUCUGAACGCUUCAGCCCACAUUGGGAGCUGUGAAUAGAAGGACUCUGAAGUAGAAACUGUUGCCAAGGGUAUUGACGAAUUAGUAAGAUGCAGUUUUUGAGUGCAUGGGUUGGUCAAUACUGUAUGUUCUUGAUACUUUCCAGAGGUGGGAGGGAUUCAUGGGAAGCUACCCUAAGGGCUUGAUUCAAAACCUAUGCAUUAUAACAUAGUGCUUGAGGCUGAAAUAUAGUCUUCUUUAUUCCUCUUCUGCCUGAAAAUGGUUGCCUUUCUGUGUUCCACAGCAAAUAUUGAUGUUGACCACAUCUGUACCCCAGUAAUCUACUUCCAAGUCGUCAGCUUUUAGGGGAACCCCCCCCCAAUUAAGCACUGUUUGAUGGAGGCUUACCUGGCAAAUCACAUUCUAAAAUCAAAUACCAAAAAAAUGACAGUUUUUUCUGUUGCAGCUACUUUUAACACCCAUUGCUCAAUCCUAGGAUCAGAAAUAUUUAAUUCGGGUGAGUAGGUUGCCAUAUAUCCAUAUGCAUGGGUUCAUAUCAGGUCAAUUGGUAAAACCAAACAGAGCAUUCUGCUUUACCUCCUUAUUAAUAGCAGUGAUAUAUAAUUCAGAACUAAUGCAAACUGCUCUUUCAUCUUUAGGAAAGUGCAUGAGUGUUACUUUUCAGCUCAAAAAUAUUUUGAUCUGCAAUAGUUAAAAAUUUCGGUUGCCAAGAUAAGAUUUCUGAAUACACUAUAGAAACCUACAUGUUUUAAGUGCAUUGCUCAGUUUCAUUCUUCGUAAGUAUGAAUGCUACUUUUUGAGUAACUUGCUGCUGAUCAUUUAACAUGUGCCAUUGUUUUUGGAGAGUAUGUUUAUUCAGGGUUAGGUGGUUUUACCCACAUGCAAGUGCCAGAUAUGUUAAUUGAUCUCAAACUUCAGGGUUGAAAAAGUGUUAUGUGUGCAAACAAAGCUAUUGCAUUCUCCAGAGAUGCUACAGGAUACCAAAAAAAAAGUACUCAGUGAUAGCCAUUUGAGUUUGAGAUGUCCUAGCAAGCAACAGGUGGUGUUAGUUGUCAUAGCCCUAUGAUAGUGUGAAUGCUGAAAUGUUGCACUCUGAAAAGAUGCUAAUUGAUGAUGUACCCACAUACUCCUUCGAUUACAUAUGGCAUUGUUUGUAUGGUAGGCCUACCUCUCUUCAUUGGUGCUUAGUUUGCCUGGGAUGCACAUUUAUCUUUUAAAGAUGGUUUGGCUGGUGGAAAGAAUUGGUGUCUAUUCAUGAGGUAGACCCAGUAUGCAAAAGGCGUGGUAGAUGCUUAGGUCCAGCAUGAGAUAAUUUGGAUUUCUUGUAGGCAGUGUUCGAAAUUCACCAGGCACCAGCGCCACUUGUGAUCAAGUGAAGAUGCCCUGCCACCAGGAUGGCGCCUGAUGUCUCCACUAUCUGGAGGUGCAUGCCUGGUGAUCCUUGGAUCUUGCCUGUUUUCACACACUUAAAACACAUCCUGUAGAAGUCUGUGAUAUUUUAUCUGCACAAUCAGAACAAAUUUUAAGAACCAUGAAGUUGUAUUGAAUAAAUCGACCUUCAAGCCGCCUGGCCCCAAAAUGAGAACUAGACAUUCGUUUUGGCAAUUGGCGCCUAGCUUAUAUAUCUGAGUUUAUAACACUGCUCUUAGAAUACGCUUUCCUGGAAAAUUGUCUUGCACAAGGCUCAUUAAGUGAUUAAAAUAAAUGGCAGCUACACAGGAGAGCUUCCUGGUGGGUUGCGCCCUUGGUGCAAGGCCAUUUGCAAGCCUUUUGUUUCUUGAAGCCUCAUUGAAAUCUCUAUAUCUGCAGGAGAGUAGGGCCUCUCUUUUUUUCUGGACAAACUGAAUAUUUCCUUUUAAAAUCAGCUUUAAACCUGUGCUUUGUUUUUAUUUCUUCCACCUCUCCCCCUCCCCCGAGCGCAAGGUUGCACACAUUGUUCUCCCCCUCCUCAUUUAAUCUAUACAACAACAUUGUCAGGUAGGCUAGGCUGAGGGGCAGUGAUUGGCCCAAGGUGCAUUGUGAGCUUCAUGGCCUGUGGGGAUUUGAACCCUGGUCUCCCAGGUCCUAGUCUCACACUCUAACCACUGUACCAUGCAGGAGUAAGCCUCAUGGAGUUCAGUGGGGCUUAUUUCCAAGUAAGUGGAUGUAGGAUUGCAGCCUUAAGAAUGUAAGAAGAGCCCUGCUGGAUAAGACGAAAGGGCUAUCUAGUCCAGUGUUCUGUUCUCACAGUGGCCAACUAAAUGCCACAAACUGGAAUUUAAGUACAAUAGAACUUUCCAUUUGUGUCCAAAUUUUAAAUCAGGGGGUCAGUUUCUUAUAAACUUCUUAAGUAGCUUGCUUAAGUUGGUAUUGCAUCAAUUAUAUAUAUGAUUUUGGAAACAAUAAUUCAUAGUAUGUCUUCCUGGCAUAUGUGAGCAUAGCUCAAAUGCCAUUUCCAGGUGGUCUCCCAUCCAAGCAACUUAGGAGCUAUAGAACUGUGUCAUGUGCCUUCAAACCAUCACCAUUCCAGAAUACAGUAUUUGUCUGAAAGCGCUAUUACAACCUUCAGUUUCUUUAUUCUCUUAUUCCUUAUUAGUUUAAUAUAAGAUUCUCGUUCAUUUUCUGCCAUUUAAUAAUUGGCCAGAUUGUAUUGCCUUCUUGCUAAACAAGGAUGACUGUGAACCGAAUUCAUCCUUUGUGAAACAGCUAGGUUUUUACAAACCUGGACAAUUGCUUAGCAUUGUUCUGUGGUGAUUAACAUCAAGGGAGAAAUGAGUUUUAAGAAAGCAGGCUGCCUGGAGCAGCUCCAUUUAAUGAGGGUGUAGCUAAAUUGGGAUGAUUUUUGUCUUCUGAAAAUAUCUCUACACUCUCAGGAAUUCUGGAUUUAUGCUAAUUUACCAUCUUUCUAAUGCAUUUUACUAGUGGAAACCUAAUUUUUAGGUCUACUGUUCAGCUUUUUUAGAUGGAAAGUAUGAGAAGUUCUGCAGUAGUUACCCUCUUACCUAGGGGUUCUCUGAGGUGGAGCCACACAUUCAUGUCAUGACCCCACAGUCUAGCAUUUACCAAGGCACCAAGUCGGAGGCUAGAGUAAGAUCUGGUUCCUGACUAGGAGCCUCAUGCUGUGAAUGAAGGUAACCAGUGCAAUUUUUCUAGAAAAAGAGGUGCGUGGACUCCUCCCUUGUUUUCUUAUAAUGGCAAUAGUAGCUACAUGAGAGGUGCCGGAACUGUGUUCUGGUGAGUUCCAGCUGAAGAAAAGCCCUGGCAGUACAGCCAGUGUGGUGUAGUGGUUAAGAGCGGUAGAUUUGUAAUCUGGUGAACCGGGUUCGCUUCUCCGCUCCUCCACAUGCAGCUGCUGGGUGACCUUGGGCCAGUCACACUUCUCUGAAGUCUCUCAGCCUCACUCACCUCUUGUUGUGGGGGAGGAAGAGAAAGGAGAAUGUUAGCCGCUUUGAGACUCCUUCGGGUAGUGAUAAAGCGGGAUAUCAAAUCCAGACUCCUCUUCUUCUUCUUCCUUGAACCAGAGGAUGGCAAAGAGGUCUCUCUAAUGUUACAGCACCAGAAUCCAUAGAACUGGAUCCCUCAACCAGAGGAACAUGAUACUGCCUCCCACAGUAUCUUGCCAUUUCAAGGUGACGGUAACACACCACAGAAUGCAAAAAUGCCUGUAUGGAAGGCUGGCCCUUUAAGAAAGCCGAGUUUAGUUAGAAUUGAGUAGAGUCAGAAACCUGGAUGCUUGUUUGCCAAACACAAGCUUCCUUCAGUAUUUUAUGUAAAAAAAAGUAAAGAGGCUCAGGCCUCCUAGGCUGAUGGGUCCUCUCUGCCGCCAAAUCUAACAAUUCUCUAGUUUCUGCUAAUUGUUUUUUCAGGUCCUAUUAGAUAUCUAAAACACCAGUUAAAUAAGCCAAUUUGUAUAAUGAACGAUUCCUGUGGGUUCUUCAGAUAAUUUAAACAGAAUAUUUGAAACAUGGAGUGAAUAUCCUUAUAAAUGUGCCAACCAUGUAUUUGAUUUGGCAGCAAAUAAUGUGGCAUGCUAACAGUAACUCUGCACAAUAGCACUUCAAAUCUCAGUGUUUUUAACACGUUCCUAAUUAGGUGUGAAGUGAUGUGAAGUGAUCGAAGGUUCAUAGCAUCACAGUGGUUGAAGCUCAUUCAGAUUUUCUACUAACACAGUUUAUUAGGUUGGUAGUCAACUAAUACUGGAUAUUAAUCUGGAUUGACAGUUUGUGAAUCAAGGUUUCACUGACAUUAUGAAAAAGCUAACAAUCCAUAUUUGAAGGGUGCCAGAGUCUUUCACUCAGAAUCUGAGCCUGUAAAUGGUGCCUGAGAAGAAAAUGGUCCUAGGAUUGAGACAGAACUAAAUGUCAUGCCAAACAUAGGUUGCUGCUAAAUACUCAGAGUCUGUGACAAGUUCACCCUCCUCUUCUCAAUAAUAUUAUAUUUAAGAAUACACAAAUUUCCUUCUCAACAAAUGUUUGCACAGCUGUGUACAAUAAACAGAAUGUAUAAUAGAUAUAAAUUUAUGCACAGCAGUUUAGAAACAAAUCUUUAAAAGAUACAUUUUUGUUAAUUGCUUAAUAUAGAUAUACUUAUGGAAGCAUAUUAUGUUAUGUAUUCUUCUUCUUGCCCCAGGCCCAGGCACCCACCAGGGACAUGGGUGGCGCUGUGGGUUAAACCACAGAGCCUAGGACUUGCCGAUCAGAAGGUCGGCGGUUCGAAUCCCCGCGACAGGGUGAGCGCCCGUUGCUCGGUCCCUGCUCCUGCCAACCUAGCAGUUCGAAAGCACGUCAAAGUGCAAGUAGUUAUCUAGGUACCGCUCUGGCGGGAAGGUAAACGGAGUUUCCGUGCGCUGCUUUGGUUUGCCUGAAGCGGAUUAGUCAUGCUGGCCACAUGACCUGGAAGCUGUCUGCGGACAAACGCCGGCUCCCUUGGCCAAUAAAGCGAGAUGAGCGCUGCAACCCCAGAGUCGGUCACGACUGGACCUAAUGGUCAGGGGUCCCUUUACCUUUAGUAUUGUUGAGAGGUGGUAGAGGAAUGCACAGUGCGAUGUCAUUCUGUCAUGUAUUUCCAUAAGAUAUUAAGGGGAGAUAAGGGAAAAUACCCAUUUCAUGGUCUUGCAUCUGAUUCUGGCCUUCCAUUGUGAUCUGUACAUGUCUACUCAGAAGUAAGUUCCUCUUUGUUCAGUGGGACUUACUCCCUUGCUAGGGUAUUUAGGAUUGCAGCCUUUUAAAUCUGGUUUUCAUAAUAGGCUAGAGCUGGAAGUGCCAUUGUACCUCUUGUACAGGGUGAGUCUUUUAAAAGAGGCCCCGUGGAACAUGUGUACUCUGUAUCCACGGGGCCUCUUUUAAAGGACUCAGCCUGUAUCUCGUCAAUAUGGCUAGGAACACUCUUUUUGUUCGGGCUCUAGGAUUGUAGCUUUUUCUCUUAACAGAAGAGCUUUGCAUUUGCACUAGAAGCAGAAAUUCAACAAGUGAAAAUUUCCUGGCAAGUUGUUGAAGUGACGAGAAAAAGCUGUGCCUGUUGAAUUUCUGUUUGCUAUCUGCUUGGAAGUCAAACACAAAGGUGGGGUGAGGGGUGGUGGAUGGUGAUGGGGAAAGGAAUUAUUUGUGGGAUUGAGUGUAAGUAUGUUUGAAUACUUUUAAGGAUUGUAUGAAAUGUAUGUUUGUAUGGUUGUAUAUGUGUAUUAAUGAUGAACUAUUUUAAUUUUCUGUGAGCACACUAAAAGCGAAAAAUAAAUGUGAAUAAAAUGUAAAAAAAAAAAGAACCUGCUUUAAAAAAAAAGAAUUUCUGUUUGCUAUGAAGCAGUUAAAAGGACAAAGAUCCUCUUGUCAAGAUGGAGAGAGUGAUAGUCCUGAAGACUAAACUGAUCAUAGAAAAAACAAAAACAAACACCUCUUAACACCUCUCAACCUAUUUCAGAACCUUUGGUGAGGCAAGUGGGUACACUUGCAUCUUCUGUCUCUUCAGUUUGAUGAUGAACAGAAAGCAAAGGAUUAUAAAGCAACAAUGGGCAAUUGGGUGUGGGAAGGAGAUCACUCAGAGAGGGAUGGGAGAAGCGUGGCUGGUUCACAUCUUUGGUUUGUAGAGGAGUCAGAAAGAGGUUUUCACUGCACUAGGUGAGGAGCCACAAUACAGGAAAACAUCCUUGAGGGUGAAAGUAGGGAACACUGUGAAGUCCCCACAGUUAAAGACAACUGCACAUUUUGCGCAGAAGUUGAGCUUGUUGUUUGUUUCCUUUAGCAAACAUGUGGAAGGCUAAAUGUCAGAUGUGAAUCCUUGUUUACCUAUAGCAAAUUUAUUUGCCACAUAAAUAUUAAUUUGGACAUUUCAUUUGAAGUUGACAAGUCAACUAGAAGUUGAAAAUACAUCCUUUCCCCUUUGCUCCUGAGAAAAACGAAAGAGCAAAAUUAGCACAUUCCCCCACUGGGUAUUAGGCAGCCUGAUACCCAUGUUCUAAACGCAUUAUAUUAAUUUCAAUAUCAUUUCUGUGAUAAGUUUUCAGACUAGAUACAAGUAGCCCACUUCUCUCAAUUUUAGUCAACUAGCACUGAUUAGGAAGUUGCUAGUGCUGAUUUCAACAGCUUCCUCCCACCCCCCCCCAUAGCCUUGCAUAUAAGUCUAUGAAAUUAUGAAUCUGCAUACAUUUUUACUAGCCCACCUAUACCUAUACCUGAAUGCCUCAAUAUACACAUUUCUUUAUCUUGGUCACCUAAAGGUUAUUCCUAGUUGUCAUCAGGUGGAUAGUUGAGUGGAUAUUGUUAGGUCAAGCCUGCAGUAAGUUUUUUCAGACUCUCAUCAAAUGGUUUGUCACCAAAGUUACCCCCGUGGGAUGCUGAGAAUGAAAACAUUUUUGCUGAAGAGGAACUUCAUUAAACCCGAAAUCUGGGAUCCCCUCCAAACCUGUGCCACAGUUUUGCAGUUGUUUUGCAGGGUUUUGCAGAGCAAACCUCACGUUUUGCAGCCCCCCCGUCAAACUGAGUAAUCAAACUGGGGUAUGUUGUUAACCCCCCAAAAAAAUCCUGUGCCAAGGGGGACUGAAUUUUUUUGUCUUCUCCCCCAAGGAGACUGAGAGAAGGAAUGGUGAAGAGGUUGAGAGGGAGAGCCAAGAGUUUAUGAGGCAGAGAUAGUGAACUAAACUGAACUACCUUCAGAUGACAGGAAGACCAGUCUUCUGCCCUGACUCAGCUUUAAUCCAGCCACAGUUUAUUGCCAGGCAAGUGGCUGAGACUGAGGCCUCUUGCUGCAUUCCAGCUCAGACUGUAAGAUCAGACAGGUCAGAGAAACCCCACUUGCUCAUCUGUGGAUAACUGAUUUACUGGAUUCUGUUCCUUCUCGUGUUUUGUUUAGCAGCAUGCAUAUUUAUCUGAAAUGUUCCUCUUUUGUAUUUCUCCCACUCCCAAUUUGAUCAAAUUACCUACGGGCUGUGAUAUGAUGUCAGUUUUCUGGAACGUUUUGAAUUGGUAUUUUUUCUUAAAUUCCUCCCCCCCCCCAAAAAAAAAUAGGGUACGUUGCAAUGGAAAAAAUUAUGAUGCCCUAGAGAGCGAUCUUAUUUAGCAUGCAUAUUUUAUUUGUAUUUAGUAAAUGAAGCUAAAAACUUUGAAACUGCCAAACUUACCUAAUAUUUAUUUGUAGUUGGCACCAUUCAUUGUUUCGGUGGAAAAAAUAAACACUGGAAAACCUUCUACCCUACAGGUUCUCCUUGUAAUUCUGUUGGCAACUUAAUCAGUCCUACAAAGGCUGUGACGUUUAUCCCCCUUCAUCCAUCCCAUUUCAGUUAAACAACAACAACCACUAAGCCCAGGAUUCCUAGUAAAAGAAGUUGCCAGUAUGGAAAGUGGGGUUAACAAAUGUUGCAUGUAUAAAAUACAUGUUUGCUAAGAGUAGUUGAAAUAUCCAGAGCAGUUACAUUUUAUUCUGCAACCUAAAACAACUUCACACAGGAAGCAACUAUUGUUUAUGCUUUUAUAAUUUCAAGGUUACACUACUGUAAUGUACUUUAGUGGAAGACAGGAGUGCCUGGCGUGCUCUGGUCCAUGGGGUCAUGAAGAGUCGGACACGACUAAACAACUAAACAACAACAACAAUGUACUUUAAGUAGGCCUACCUUUGACAGUUUGGAAGCUUCACCUGGUGCAAAAAACCCCAGCUGGUGUAUGUUUCUUUUUUCUUUUUCUUUUCAGUUUUCAUUGAAGGUGUCUCAUAAUUUCUAGGGACCUAGUUUCUGUCUCAAAAUGAAAUUCAGGUAGAAUCAGAGCUAAAAAACAAGUUUGGAGUGACACAGUUUGAACACUGCCAUUUCAAUGGUAGGACCAUGAUACAGAUGGGGAGACUUUGUACUGCCAAAUCUGUGUGGAGUAAACCCUAUUUGCCUGGCAUUAAAGCAUGACCCAAAUGAUCAUGUUCAGUUGAAUAUGGAAAGUGCCAAGAUAACUGCAUUAGGGCUAGAAAUCCUUGGGUAGAAUCUUACUCAGUUUUUUCAGUAUGCAAGUUGACCUUGCUGGUUUUGUUGUAAGAUUUAGCGACUUCUGAGUUUGGCUGCUUUUGAAGUUUUCACUGAGGCUUGUUUAAUCUAAGGUAUUUCCCCUGUGAAGCCAUAAUUCGGUCCUAAUGCCAUUAUUCUUGUAGAAUUGUUAGUACCACAUAUUCAGUAUUGGGACUUUACUUAAAGCUGAAAUUGUAAAACUUAAAAAAAGAGGGCUUUUGGACAUUUAUAAAACGUUUACUACCUUAAUUAAAUUUAGCUACAUUUUGCCCGGAUUUGAUUUACGGCAUCCUAACAUGCCUGCAAUGAGUUUCAAACGUUCAUUAGUCGAUGUUCCAGCUAAACUCGCAGGUGGGGAUUCUCAAACUUAUGGGGACAUUGUGGAAUUUUGAAACAGUGCCAAGGAAUACUGACUUUUCCGCUAGAUUCCCACCCCGCUGCUCCCACACCACACUGCUUUUACAUUUAGUAAAAGUCAGAUACAACAGAAUUAAAACAGAUCUUCUUGAAUAUGCAUGAUUUAAAUACUCUCCCCCCCCCCCCAAGAAAGGACUCCCAUUCAUUCACAUUUUGCCUUUCCACAGGAUCUGGGUAAAAGUCAGCUCCACUAAAAUCAGAAGACAGAUCUUAUUACAUGGUUUUUAAAAUGAGAUCCACUCAGAACCACAAUCAAAUGAGAUUUUACAUUGGUGUCUAUAGACUGCAUGCUAAAAAUCAUGGAUCCAGCACUUGCCAGCAGUUACAUGACACACCCAAAAAGAUGAACCCACGACAUCGAUCCUGAUGAAUUAUCAUGAUUUUUAGAUAUGUCAAUAAAACCAUCAUGUCACAUAAUAUAUCUGAGGUUACCUAUGAUUUGCCUGAGGUAUGGGGAGAAACUUUGUAAAAAUCAUGAGAAUCCAACCCCCCCCCGCUUCUAAUUCAUGUUUUUUGCCGUUUUACCACCCGUUCACUCAGUUUGGAGAGUUCCCUUUGGAGCUCUUCACAAUCUCUCUUUGUUGUAGUGACCAUCAGCAAACGUGGCCACCUCACUGCUCAUUGCUAACUCUAUAAAUUGUUUAUGAACAUGUUAAAAAGCAAAGGUCCCAAUGCUGAUCCUUGAGGGACUCCACUUUCUAUACCUUCAUUUGGAAAACUGUUCAUUUAUCCCUACUCUUUGCCUCCUGCAGCUUAAUCAAUUCCUGAUUUGCAAGAGGGCCUAAACCUCUUAUACCUUGGCUGCUAAGUUUAUUCAAGAGUCUUUGGUGAGGUACUUUGUUGAAAGCUUUUUGAAGCUCCAUGUACACUAUGUCAACCAGAUCACCUCUAUCUGUAUGCUUUUGUUGACGCUCUCAAAUAACUCUAAAUAGGUUCAUGAUACGAAUGUUCUCCGUAGCAGGUGCUUUACCACUGAGUCUGUGUGAGAGCUCCCAAGUGUGAGUAGGUGUGCCACUUGGAGGAAGGGCUAGUACAUUUUUGUGGUUGCGCUUCUGCAAGGUUACAUGAGAGCUAGUGUCAGAUUUCUUAAUUUAGGCAGCUUGAGCAAAAGGCUUAUGUGGCAAUGCUUCCUAUAUUUUGUCAGCUUCAAGAAACUGAAGACACUGGCAGUUUCCUCUUUCUUUAUACUGUACUUUUAUUCACUUGUAGGGCAAACUGUUUAACUUUUAAUUUCAUUUGAACACAUAUUCGGAGUUUCCCAUUUAUUUAUUGGUCCCUGUGACAAGGCUGCAUUAAUGCCCACCUACUUUCAGGGUCUCUGGGGCUGCGUUUGGUGAGCCAGUUCCGUGUAGGGAUCUCAACUACGACUUGUGUGUUGAUUUGGAAGACUAAUAAGUGAAAUGAUGUCUUUGAACCACUGCAUGGCAGGGAGACAGCUUGGCACUAGUCUUCAGUAAGCUUACAUUCAGGUAGGCAAAAUUGAUAUGAGAGCAGCCCUUAAAGGGACAGUCCUUAAUUAGAGCCAAAGAUGGCGUCUUGGUUUCAUGGAAUCCUUCCCCCCUGCUGUAUCCAGUAAGAUAUUUGUACAGAAUAUUUUGGAUACGUUUUGGGAUCUCAUAGAAUUGUAGAAUCAUAGAAUUGUAGAGGAUCAUUUAGUCCAACCCCCUGCAAUGCAGGAAUAUGCAGCUGUCCCAUGCAGGGACUGCGUUUGCAACCUUGAUGUUAUCAGCACCAUGCUCUAACCAGCUGAGCUGUCCUCAACAUUAUUUUUGUGCCUCUGAUGUGUUGCUCAGAAUUUCCAGAAUAAUAUGGAUGAAAUGCUGGUUCCUGCACUGAUUCAGAAGAGAUUGCAGUCUAAAUGUGGGGACAUGCAGGAAAGAAACGCAGGAGGUGGCAGGGGAAACCAGGGCUGAGUGCAAAUGAAAUGCAGUUAGCGGUGCGUAGGUUUUAUUUCACUGGGGAUUAGGAUUUAGGAGCAACAGAAGAGGGGAGUUUGAAGAGGCCCUGAGGGGGAGCAGCGUGCAGAUGUAACUUGUGUUUUAAUGUAUUUGAUAUUUGAUGUUAGUCACCCUGAGCCCGAUCUUGGCCGGGGAGGGCGGGGUAUAAAUAAAAAUUUACUUACUUACUUACUUGUGCAACUACAUUCUAGGCAUUAGGGGCAGCAAAAGGGGAACAGUCAGAACUUAGAUACAGUGGUGCCUCGCAAGACGAAAUUAAUUCGUUCCGCGAGUUUUUUCGUUUUGCGGUUUUUUUCGUCUUGCGAAGCACGGUGUCGGAAAAGUUUUGGAAAAGCUUCAAAAAUCACCAAAGUCUUCAAAAACCUCAAAAAAGGCUACCACACCGCGUGCUAUGAGUUGCUCCUCGAAGUCAAGUCGCAACUGUAUUAACAGUUUUAAGAAAAAAGGAAACAAACUUGCAAGACGUUUCCGUCUUGCGAAGCAAGCCCAUAGGGAAAAUCGUCUUGCGAAGCAACUCAAAAAACCAAAAACCCUUUCGUUUUGCGAGUUUUCCGUCUUGCGAGGUACCACUGUACGUAAAUGCUGAGAAGUCAGCAUAUGAAACAGCUAAUGGUUGGGGGAAUAACUUAGAAAAACAAAACAAAGCACCAUUCCAGUGAAUUAAAAAUACAAAUCCUGCUCCUACUUCUCUUCCAAAGUUCUAACUUAAUGGUUUGCCUGUUCAAAAACAAAAGAAAACACUGACUGGGAAUCCCCAUCCAACACUAAAAGAUUCCAGUUGUAGGGUAUUAAUAACCAGCUUAAUACUGAGUCUUGCAUGAGUCAGUACUUUAUUUUUUCCGUAGCUUAAAGCAUGCCUUGCAUAUUUUCAUGCAAAUGAAAGAAAUAAUGUUUUUAGAGGCUGUAUAAAAGGCAUUUGUGGUAUAUUUGCCAUUAAAAAUAAAGCUUCUCCAGUUAUAUUUCAAGUUGUCUCUGUAGGAAGUGUGAAGUGGGCAUUUAGAGACAGUUUCAAAAUGCUGAAGAAAUUAAAAGGGCUGUUCUUGAGAAGCCUGCAACUGGGCAUUAUUAUCCAAGCUUGAGCUUACUCCAAAUUAGGGCUUUGCGUGUUUUCUUUCCCCACUGGAGGGCAACUUUCCACUGUUGGGAAGUCACAGCCUGCACUAUAAAUGCAAAGUUCAAAACACAUAAAACUUCUCUUCUCAAGGCAGGGAUGAUUGGUUUGGUCAGGUGUGGGGAACCUUUGAAUCUUCAGAUGUUCAGGAUCUACAACUCCCAUCAGCCCCAGCAAAUAUGGCUCAUGGCCAGGGAUGAUGGGAGUCGUAGUUGAGCAACAUUGGGGGGAGGAAAUGCCCCCCCGCACCUCGUCUAAGGUGCCAACUACCCUCUAAUGAUGUGCUGUGUUCAUGCACAGCACUUUUUUCCGUAUCAUAGGUUGUUGUUACUAUUAAGAGUAAUUAGAAGCCCAAACUUGCCACAUUAUUUUCUAAAAUGCUAAUUUUGAAGGAAGCAGAGAGCAGAGUCGCUGAAAUCAUAUUUCAUGAUUACUGUAUUAGUGACUCAUCAUCUAGUUUAGGCAUUCUUUAUGCUCAGAAUCAGUUUGCCAGAGGUUUAAUUAGCACUGAACUUUGCAAAGGAUGUUCGUAUGUGUGGGUUAUCAGGUAAGCAGCAAAGGAAACUCUACCUGUUACCAGCUGGGCCUUGAAAGGUCAAACUGUGCAAAGGUGGGUUUCAUUAAUGGCCGAGAGGGCAGUCUAUUCUACACUUAAUGCAUGCUUAAAUUGUGUUCCCCUCAAGCUGAUUUUGCCUCUGGUGCCUACAGAUUCUUCCUUCUUGACUUCAGUGGGUUUUCAGUAUAGAAAACGAGUGACCUGUCAGGCAGGAGCUUUCUCCCCAAAGCAGGUGCUUAGCCCAUAAGCUUUUCUUUAUUUUCAGGGUUUUAAGGAAUUUAAUCAGGGCUAAAAGGGGGGAAAUGCAGUUAACCCUGGCUACAUGGGUUCAUGUGCUGACAGGACUAACAACUUCUGAUUUUAAAAAAUGUGGGCAACUUGAUCGGUCCAGGCAAGUCAAUGGACAGAAGUAGAAGCAAAAGUUGUAGCAGCAGCUGGAAUGCCAGGAGGAAUGAGAUGAAGACAUGGAACUGCCCUGAGACCUCCGAGUAUAAGGCGGUAUAUAAAUUCAAUAACUUUUUUAUUUAUUUUAAAAAUUGAACACUUCCACCCACUCCUGCCUCCCUUUUGCCUCUACGCUGAGUAGAACAGAGUUGGGGAGACAUUCUGGAGAUAUUGAGUUUUAUUGUUUAUUGCACUCAAAUUAUUUUUUUCUGUGAGUUUAGUAUAAUUGGCUUGUGAUUCUUAAUUUAUACUCUUGCUGUGUACUAACCCUUGGAUUUUGUGAAGCAUUUAACUGCUCUAAGUUGCUUUGGGAACCAAUCUUGGUUGAGCGGGAUAUAAAUAUACUAACAGUACAGUUGCUAAUCAUGUUUGCUUGGAAGUAAGUCCUACUGUGUUAAAUGGGACUUAAUCGCCAGGUAAGUGUGCAUAGGAUUGCAGUUUAAGUGAAUAAUAAAGCUUUUCAUUUGCUCCUGUGUCUAGUGAUGGAAGUCAUGAUGUGCGGCCACUGCUCAUGUACCUGCAUUUUAGAAAACUACAUUUCUGGUUUGUGCUGUUACCCUCUUCAUCCAUGUUGUCUGAGAAUAGGUUAUCAAAAAAGCAGCCACUGAAGUUGGAGCAACAUUCCCAGCCGUCCUUUGCUGAUUUUGAUGUACAGUAAUGCCAAGUCACAGCUUGCCCAAAUUAUGGUCUCAUAGCAUAAUUUUGGAUCUGGGUUUGCAAACAAUGGUAGAUGAUGGUGGCCUGGACAUCACAAUAGACCAUGGAUUGAAGUUUAUGUCUGAUCUUAUGAGUUUAUGGGAAGGCCCAUAAGUGUCGAUACCACUUUGUUCUGCUUGCGCUACCUUUUUCUUUUAAACUACUGUUUUAUUCUGAUUACUGUGAAAUACAUUUGUGAGCUGUUGCUUAGGGUAGGAAUCAGAUCCCCCUAACCUUGAAUUUUAACUUCUAAUGGUGAGAGGUGCCAAAUUUUGUGCUUCCAGUUCCCCUGAACAAAUAGUUGAUUCAAAACUUGAUGAGACAUCUGAGAUGUGGGCUCCCGGGUGUAGUAUGCCUGUUGCCUGCAGUUUAUAGCAGUUGCUAAUAAAGUUCAGGUUUAGUUCAAGACUGUUAGGAUGGUUUCUAAAAGCUCUGCAAGCUUUAGUCUUUUUAUAUCCUAGAAACCUCUUAUGUGUGCAUAAUAUAGGUCAAUUGUUAAGAUGGUUUGGUGGAAUUUUGCUUUGGCUCAUAGGCAUACUUGUCCCCUUACAGCUAGGUCCCCUGGAGUUCAGAAAUACUUUAAGACUACUUUCAUACUGAAGCUUUUCUUUUUCUUGUUGUUGUUAAAAUCCCUCUAGCGUUCUCACUAUUGCAUUUGCUUCUGUUGUUGUUUGAUGGCUCUGUGUACUUCAUAUUUUGUAUUCAUUACUCUUUUGGGAAAGUUUUUUUUUUUUAGUGCAAUGGGGCUCUAAAACAGAAUGCGGAAAUUUCCUUACAUUUCAAAAAUAGUAUUGGUAAUUUUUCAAAAUCAAAUUGGUUUGGAUCUUUCUAUAGCUUUCAUGAAUUCAAUGCAAGGCCUGCCAUUGCUUUGAGUACUGAAGUAAUAUAAGCUGUCACUGUAUGGAGAUCUAGGCAUCAUGGAGAUGGUGGCCUUUUAGCAGAAAUGCAAAGUUAAUGAAGCCUGAGGAUGUGGUCAAGAUGCUUGCAACUUCACAGCCUAUUACAUGCUUUCUUGAUCAUAUUUAUCCUGGCUGAUUAGUGCCAGCCCUUGAAGCUUUACUGGGUAGCUCCAAGGUGUGAUGAAUGCUUUGUGGCAUGAUAGGAUGGUCCCUGCUGCUUUGGAGGAGGUGGUAGUGUGGCCAUGCAAGGGGGAAAAAACCACUUUGGGAGCAGAGGUUUAUGCCAAUUAUUGCAUGCAAACUACUUUCAACACACCUUUUUUGAGAUAGGGUGGGGCUGGUUCAGCUGUGGAUGCUUUUCUAGUCUGGUCUGGUUUUGGGGCAGAGUUGGUCUCAGUCACCCUGAUAGAUAACCUUUGGGAUGAGGAAGUGUGACCAUGCUGAGAUUGCUUGGAUCUCUCUGUGACCAUUGAUACCAUUCACCACAUUAUACUCCUGGACCAUCUUUGUAGGUUGGGGACACCAUUUCACAGUGGUUUUACUCCUACUUGUGGGGUUGGUUCCAGAAAAUAGUAUUGGAUAGCUGUGUCUCAGCCCCCUGGCAAUUGAUUUGUGGGAGCCACAGGCAACAAUUUCCUCCCGAAAUGAUUUAAUAUUUAUAUGAAGCCAGUGGGGGCAGUCACUGGGAGAUUUGUGGCAAAGUGUCACUAGUAUGCUGAUGAUACCCUUCUAUAUUUCUUUGGGACAUCUGAACCAGGAGAGGCUGUGUAUGUCCUAAACUGGUGCCUAGAAGCCCUAGAGGCCUUCAUAGGCUGAAUGAGAGCAUAUAAACUGUGACCAGACAGAGACACUAUGGAUAGGAAAUCCCCAGAUCAUAACCUUUCAGUUAACUCUAUAAUGCUAUCUAUGUGUCUUAAGUGCCCUUUGACAAAGUCAUAUUGACAGUAGAUCCAUUGAAAUGAAUGGACUUAAAUUAAUUAUGAUUAACUUAAAUCCAUUGAUUUUACUGGGUCUCCUCUUGAGUGUGGCAUAGUCAAAGGCCAUUCUUUGAAUUUAGCUUGUUACCAAUCCAAGUCCAAUUUUUUGGAUAAUCAAAAGUUUGCAUUGGGUGGGGAGCCUUGACUCUGUAGAUUUCCCAUCUCCUAUCAUCCCUGACCUUUGCCUGUGCUAUCUGGAACUGAUGGGAACUAAAAUUCAACAAUAUACAGAGGGUUUCCCACCCUUGGUCUACAUUAUUUUAUCAAAUUGCCCACUAGCUUUGAGUCAUUGUACAAUGAGUUGAGCAUCUUAGUGUACAAAAUCAUUGUGAUAAUCCUCCCAGUCUUGCAUGUGAGCUUGUUUCUUCUCUUAAUCUAAAACAGGGAGAGGUUAGCAGCCAAAUGCAGUGCCUUGAAUCAUAUGACAAUUUGAAGUCUGUGAAGGAGGCAGGAAUGGACUAGAAUAGUGUAUGCUUCCCCCUUCUCAUUGCAUGAUUACCAGCAAGUUACGACUGGACUUCUGCACCCAACUUCAUUAACUAGAUAGUUCUGAUUCAUUCCUUUUGUGCCAUCUGUUCAUUAAAUGACGUUGAGGAGGAAGGUGAAAGAAAUUGCUCACACUUAUGAGUGUUUGAAUGAAUGAUGCUUAAUUUGUCACUGGUGAUUGUCUAAUAUUCAGUCUUAAUACCUUCAAAAAUUUACAUUUAAUUGGUCUGUAGUAUAAAGCUCACUGUAAACUAAACCUGCCAAAACACUGAUCAGAGAACUGAUUUUCUUUUACAGCAACCACCGCUUAAUCAGUAGUUGUUUUAGCAAAUAAUCUUGUGCAAAGAAGUCUAAAAUACUCUCUUAAAAAUAAGUAUGCCCAGAAAAUAGUCAGACUUCAUACUUAUGUGCAGUGUAUGCACAGGAAGCUGCCAUUAGUUUUAACUUUUUCUCAAGGGAAAGAUGCUUCAACCUCUUGAUCCUUUUGGUUGCAAUAUUCUGUAAGUGGUGGUCCUUUAUCUCAUAUAGGUAAAGGUACCCCUGACUGUUAGGUCCAGUCAUGGACGACUCUGGGGUUGUGUGCUCAUCUUGCUCUAUAGGCCGAGGGAGCCGGCGUUUGUCUGCAGACAGCUUCUGGGUCAUGUGGCCAGCAUGACUAAACCGCAUCUGGCGAACCAGAGCAGCGCACGGAAACAUAUACUCAGCAGCAAACCUGGGGUUGCAACAGGGAGCUGCAGCCAGUCCUGGUUCCUUGCUGAGUGUAUCUGUAUGAUACAUGAGUGUAUCUGUAUGAUACAUGAGUCCUGAAAUAUUUUUACACUACAUGUUUAGAUGUACAGUUAUGUGUAUACAACUACAAAAUGUAGUGUGUGAGAGGUGUGCAAGUAAGUGCAUAUGGGAGCGGAGCAGCCCCUGCCUUUGUGUUGUGUGAACAGAGGGCUUAAGACACCAGUAAUACUGCAUUCCUCUUCUGACUUGAGAACAUGCUUCUAGAGCUACUUGAGCUCAAAGGCAUGAAUUGUUGACUAAGAUAUUUAAGCUUGCUAAUCUUGGAAGAUUAAACUGAUUUUACUAAUUUAGGGGUGGUAAUUCAUCUCUGGAAGUUGAAGGAUUUUUGGAAGGGUUGCCAAUUAGUAUUUGGUUGUACAGUAGUUAAUUUUCAGCUAUAUGUGUAACAGCAGUGGUUCACUGUACCAUAGGUGUCGGUUAUUCAUCAAACCAUAUUCUUAAGUCUUAUUCAGUCAUUAUCCCCUCAAUGUAGUUACCACUGUGCAAGAGGGAGAGUCGGGGUGAGCCCAUUAGCCCUCCCCCCCCACUUUAUGUUUCCGUGGUCAUUUCUACUGUCCAUGUGUUGGAGGCAAUUUACAGCUGAGGACUCUAGCUUGCAUAGAACAUCUAGUCAAGUAGAGCAGGUGUCCCACUGCAGACAUUCAGCCCCCAGCAUGUGGAGGCCUUCAGGAAUUUCAGCAUGUACAGGGUGAGUCCUUUAAAAGAGGCUCCGUGGAUACAGAGUACACAUGUUCCCCUGGGCCUCUUUUAAAAGACUCUUUUAAAAGACUCACCCUGUACAUGCAGGAGGAGCUGUCCCAAAUGAGUUCAUUUCUGCUUCCUCCUUUGCAUGUUAGUCCCCAUGGGGUGGGAGGGAGAGUAAUUGCAACAACAUUUCAAAGCAGUUUGCAAGAAAUGCUAAUUAAAUUCAAAAAUCUCUGAACUACACCUGAAAGUAGUGCCCAUAAUUGUCAGGUGCACUGCAUAUGAACUAAGUUCAUUUGGGGUAUAACAUGGAACAAUUUCUAGUUCAGGUUCAUUCUCUUACAUGUGUUUUGUACUCUUUAGACCCUUUGAGCCUUUAUGCUUAAAGAUCAUAAUUGUUGAGUGGCGUGUGUGGAAAUCAAACAAUUCACAUCCCAUUGUGUGUGCUUUGAUGUUUUCUUAGUCUUCUUAAGUAUGUUUUAUUCUUCAGCACAACAGCUUGUGAAUGCUGAAUUUUUGUUUGCAAUCAUUUGCAUCAGUGGUUCCCAACCUUUUUACUCGGUAUAGUGACCCAUAAAUUUAUCAGGUUUUUUUGGACUUCCGGUCAUUGGCAGGCAUUGGUUUUGUGCAUUUUAAUUGCAUGUUUGUGUAUUUUAUUACCUUGAGGCAUCCAAGCAACAAUUUACUUAAUAUCCCCGUUAAUGUGGAAUUUGCUGAAUUGUUUAUAGUACUUUAAAAGUUACCCAUAGUUUUGUUUAUGGGAAUGUAAGAACACCAACCAUCUGAUUGCAGGAUAUGCCUCCAUAAGCUGUAGAAAUUUGUUUUUAAAACAUACAAUUACACAAGCCAUGUUAUAUCUAACAACAUAUUAACAUUUUAAAUAUUUUUAUUCUAAAUGAAGUCCAUUUCAGCAAAUAACAGUGGGAUUGCUAAACUAGCAUUUUGCCAAAGAGUACUUCAAUGUGGGCUUUAAUCGUUGUCAGACAUGGUUCUCAUAUCAUCAUGGAUACAUAAUCUGUUUUUGUAUUUUGGCUUCAUAGCAGCCAUUCCUGAAAAAUCUGUAUCAAAAAGAUAUUUAGUACCAAAUGGCAAGCAGCACAGAUAUUUCUUCAUCAGCAAGCUCUAGAUACUCUGUGACAACAUGAAAGGAAAAUUCAGAGCACCUCAUUUACGAAAGUUAUCUUAGAGGGUCCUAUCACAUGACAAUUGAAGGAGCUGUUCUUCUUGCACAAUGAGGACUUCAUGACAUCAGUUGCAAAUGGGUUUUGCACCUACUCAACCUUCUCAGUUUCUAAGCAGACUUCAAAUUACCAUUGACUUAACUAACCUUGGCAGCAGGUUCAGUGAUGGUUCACUUGUACAGGGAGUUUCUCUGAGUGAUUAUUACAGCUCAUCUGUGAUGCACAGCUGCCAAAGGAGCGCCUUGUGGUGAACUGUCACUGGAUCUGCCACCAGACAGCAGUUCCCAAGUGUUACAGUGUAAGACCUGAGCCAUCCGGAUGUUCCAGAGACAUGUGUUUAUUCAGAUCCCGACCCACUUAUGGGUCAUGACCCAUAGGUUGGGAAGCAGUGAUUCAGCUGAACUUGAAUUGAACUGUGAACUGGAUGGUGGUGAGCUGGAAUUAGUGCCUUUUGGAUUUCUUGAACUUGUUCCUUUUAAAAAUGAAUUCCCAAGUGGCCAUCUCUUUUUUGUUCUUAUAGCAAGAAAAUGCUUUUUAUCCUCUGGCAGGAAAAUAAUGAAAAAAGGCAUUCAUGUACGUCUGUAGAAAUAGAAUAGAUUUGGAUCUUAUCAUGAAAUUUGGCACAGAAUAGUAGAUGAAGAAAGACUCAAUAGCAGAUUGCAUGUGGAUCGCAAGACAGGUAAUACACGCAUUAGGAAUCAAGUUUUGAAGCCUGUGUCCAGUUUUGUCCCAGAAAAACUGGGGAUUAAGAAACAAGAAGUGAGCAGAGCUGGCUGGUGCUGCCAUCCAUUUAUUAUAAUUAUGAUAUAAAUAUCAUAAUUAUUCGGCCACUCCUAACAAAGGAGCCCAGGGCAGCAGAAACAGCAAAAGUAAAACAGUGUCAGACUAGUGGGUUUAACUCCGCGAAAGGUUACACUCUUGUACCUGCUCUACUAGAUCUUGUGGAUCUAGGAAGUUUAUCCAGUGACCUAUUUUAAGCAGGAAAGCAGUUGGCCUUUUGAUAGCUUGACUAUUUUAUGCUAGCAGAAAUAAGUUCACCAGAAAAGGAUCAGAAAUACUUCUCAUUUCUGUCACCCUGUGGUGGCAGGGGAAAAUGACAUCUACACUUUGUUUCAGUUCACGUAUCUCUUAUUAGCCUCAUAUGUCUAAUUUUUCUUCUCUGCACUGUGACAGGCACCCAUCAUUUAAUGUCAGCCCCAUCCCAUAUAUGCAUUGAAAUAUUUACGUGUAUUCCUUAAAUCUCUGGUAUUUGUUCUGGCAAUUGUAGUGUUACCUAACAGAUUGUUUUCCUCUCUCUUUUUAGGUCUCUGGAUGGCAGACUCUGAAAAGAAAUGCAGUUUUAAGAGGUAUGUUGACCACGUGUGCUUCCAGAAUUAUUUGGGAAAAGAGCGCUUUACUGAUGGAAUUGGACUUCUCGCUUCUCACUUUAAAUAGAUGAAAGGGGAAACAGGGAUUGAAAACAACAAGCACACCCAAAUUGAAAUCGGUGCUUUUGAAGUUCUAGUCAUAAUUAAAAUUUGCAAAACGCUUAGUUUUACUGUAAACAAUAAAAUUGCUGCUGUCCCACCAGAUAGAACCUGUUUUAGCCUCAACAUCAGAUUUGUUAUGGGUCCAGUAUAAGUUGCUUUUAAUGUUAGCCUUUAGUGUUAUGGCUUGACAGUUGUGUAGAAGCUCAGGGAGGAUGAGGUAACUGUUGUAAUCUUGAGGGUUUUUUAAAUGUAGGAAUACCUUUUUAUUCAACUGAAAUAUCUCGACACUCUUUCACAUAAAGAAUGUCAAUGGAGAUCCCCAAAUCUGUUUGAAUUGCAUCACUAUAAAAUAUUUGAACUUACCCUCCUAACUGGAACUAGGGAAUUCCUGUCAGUGGCAAGAACUCAUUCAUGCUCUGAUUCCUGCCACAAGAAAUGUUUAAUGUGUUCAAAGUUUUGGAAUGUCACAGAAGAGUCUUUGAAUGGUUAAGUUAUCCUUGCAAGGCUACUGAGAGUCACCCAAACUCUAAGCUAACCCUGCUUCUUCUGGGGUAGUUUGUCCACCACCCUGCACUCAUCUCUCACCUCUGAAUCCUAGAAGCUGUCAGCAUGCAACAGCGACCACACCCUGGGAAUGGCUUUGGCUAGCUGGCUAAACCAGGUCAGGGUAGCCAAUGGGACUCAACCAUUGAUGAGUUAGGGACUUCUCUUGCAUGCGAAGACAGACUCCUGAAGAUUGAGCAGACAAGUAUUGGGUUCAGCAGUCAAGAAGAUGGUUUCUGUACAUGCUGUAGAGGGAAGUGAGGGGUAGAUGGGGCUCAUCCACCUGGAAAGGUAGCCCACCUAGGAGAAGGAAAAAUCUGAUGCUAAAUCUCUGCUGCUUUGUGGAAUACCUUCAGGAGAAGAAAUGGCUAAGGAGCAGGGCUUUUUCUCAGCCGGAACUUGCCAGAAGUCAGUUUCAGCACCUUUCAAGUGGGUGCUAUUGCCAUUCUAAGAGAAUGAGAGAGGUUUUCAUGGUGAGUUUUGGCAUGUCUUUUUUUUGAAAAAUAGCACUGCUAAGGACUCGGAGUAAACCCAACACAAAUCCAGAGUGGAGACCCUAAGACAGUUGGAUGGUGAUUUGUACACCUCUUUCUGGCAACUCCUGCCACCGAGUUGGUGCCAGACAUAUUGCUCUGCUUUCCUUUGAAACCCCAUCAGCGAGGCUGGGGUGGUGGUGUCUUGUCUUCUGGGCAGCCCAGGACCUCCAUACACACUGCCCAGGCUUACACCCCAGGGAAGUCACUUCAGUGCUGCUAGUGCAAUAGCUUGACUUCACCCCCAGAGGUGCAUUCCAUUGUCUCUCGAGACAGAUGGAUACCAACAUAAAGCACUAUGCCAUGGGAGCUAGGAAAUUGCUGUUUUCAGAAGCAGAAAAGCCUGAGGUUAUCUUGGGGCCAAACUAGAUAUAACCGGGGGAGAGUAAGUAUUAGCUCUCCCACUGUUUUUUUUUUUUUUAAAUAACAAUUUAAAUACAAUUAGAAGUGUAGGCAUCCAUUUGAGACAAUGUGUUAACCCUAUUCUCUCUGUAACAUUUUCCUAUUAGGCUGCUAUUUGCCCUGCAAGAGAAAACAAAGCAUACAGGUAUCCAUAUUAUUAAUAGCUUCAGAAGAUGAUUUUCACUUAAACAACAGCACAGAGUAAAGGGUUUGACAUACCCACCCCACUGCAGUUCCAGUCAAAUUCCCCAAUGUACUCCUGCAACUAUUGUUAAAUUGUAAAAAUACGUACACUGGAUGUCCUCUCGUGGAUCUUCUGUCAUGCAAAUCCUUUGACAAAUGUCAUAUUCUGUGUAGGAUUCCCCAGGUAUGGAACUGCAGAAGAUUGCAGUCCUGGUUGUUGCAGCUGCUGUUCAUUCUUCUAACCACAGUUAGUGCCCACUUCCUCUGAAGCACAUGAAUUUUCUGUUUGCAUUUAUUAGCUAAGAUUAUGCUGUUUAUUUUGAGGAUUAGAUGGGUUUGUUUAGCAUUACUUCUCGCCAUCUGAUAUCUCAGAUCUCUGGGGCACUGCUUUAUAUGGUGCCAGAGUAUGGCUUACCAUGAAUGUUUUGAGUCCCACACCUACCUUGCUCCUUCCCAGGCUUUUUUAGGUCAGCACAAGACAGGAGAUAAGCCAAAGUUUUGCUUAUUGUGUUGUCUGAACCCAGAAUUGUUGUUAAGGAGGAGAUAGUGUACAACUUUCAGAGCUGUGAAAGGACUGAACUUUGGCUAUUGUCAUGUUCUCAGCAUGGUUUGUACAGAUGUGGCCAUUACGUGAUUUAGAAAGUAUCCUCCAUGGGCAAAUACACUCAAAUACACCAAGGGGAGAGAUAAACUGCUAUUAUACUAUUGCAACAUUUACCAUAUUUUACACUCGUCCAGCCUGGAGUAGAAGGGAGAUACACACACUCUGAAAAGCACAGAAUGAAGCAAAACUAACCCCCCACCACAAAGCCAUCAUGGCUGGCCAGUUUGGCAAUGUUGUGGAGAUGAUAUGGCAAAGUUUGAAAUGGAUGUUUGAGCUGGAUACUGCGAUGGGGGGCUACUUACGCUGACACAGAUGUGCCCUAUUACACAUUCUCUCAACUCACAUUCUCUCAAUUCACUCUCAACUCAGACAUAAUGAAACCUUCUUCUUUCUUUGGUGAUCACUUGUAGCCGAGUAAGAUUGUCUUUCAUGAACACAGUGAGUACGUAAGUGACUGUGGAGGCCAAUUCUGGAUCCACACGUCCUUCCACAGUGGGGACAUAGGUUUCUGGAUGGGAGCUGAUGAUGGUGAGGGUUUGUCAAAUGUGCCUUCCUCUUAGCAUGUUUCUCCCUUUUGUCCUGAGUUCGAGUGUCUACAAAGUCCAUGAUACCUUUGGUAAAGGCAGCAUCUUCCACCAUGUGAGCAGGAAGACACCAGCAACCCAAAGCUGUUGGCAUCCUUGCACUCAGAAGUACAGUUUGCCCUGGCAGCACAUACUCCUUGCAAGUACGUUUUUGAUUGCAGCAUGUAAAGAGAAGGAAGGAGGGGCCAUAUAACACAGAGCCCUGAGAGCUUCCUUGGAAAGAGGCCUGCAGAGAAGAGAGCAUAGAGCCCUCUUUGAGACAAGAGCUCAAGACUCACUGAAGGAGUAGAAGUGUCUUUUGCCAAGCAGGGAAAGGGAAGUACCAGGAUAAAGGACAAAGGAAACUGCAACCGCUCACUGUAUAGGGCACGAGGUAGGGAAAGUGGAGUUUGAACCUCACCAGGGGGAAUAGGGAGAAGAUGAGCAACACCAGAGACACUACUCAUUAGUUCCCUAUUGGCAGCAGACAGGAAACAGAUGUGUCGUGACACAUUGGUUUCCCUCAGCGUUGAGACCCAGUCACAUGUGCCAGAAGCACAUAGGUUGCAGAUGAAGCCUGGCAGAAUAAGUGGCAUUCUCAUGGAGGGGGUCUGAAAGUAGAUCAUACCAGGGAGAGGGAUUUACCGCUUCCUGGCAGUAAAAGAGCAUGAGUGCACAAUCUUGACCAGAUGUCCGUCCGGUUGAAUUCAGUGGGGCUUUUCCUGAGGAAAUGGGGUUAGGAUUACAGCCAAAUCGUAGUGAAUAGCACCUGGGAUGGAAGAGAUCCUGAAAAGAAAGGUCUGUGGCAUAACCAGGAGGGCUGCUGUGCCUUAGACAGGUGCUCAGUUGCAAGGUAACUGCUGUGGUGCCCCUCAUGGCUCACAACUUCAUGUUGAUACUGCGAACAAAGAGUGGCUGGAAGAAGUAGGCCGGGAACAGGCAGGGGCAUCCUGAUUGCUGGUCAUGGGGUGCUCUUCCUUGGGGCCUACGUGGGGCCUUCCUUGUAGGCCGUGGGGAAAGCCCGCCCCAUGAAAGCUUGGUACCUGCAUCUCCUCAAGCACAGCUGGUGUUUGUAAGAGAAGACUGAGUGCUUCCCUCCCCCACCAGCCAUGGGGGAGAGCCAUCCUUCUCCCUGUUUCAUGGGAGUUUGCAGUGGAACUGCGUGUGUGCUCAAAGAGCUUGUCUUGAUCCAUGUGUCCAGGCUGUGACCAGCAUGGCAGAAGUGUUUGGCUAGCAGUAUCAGUGUAUGGAGUGGAGAGCAAGUGUGGUGUAGUGGUUAAGAGCAGUUGACUCGUAAUCUGGUGAACCGGGUUCAAUUCCCCGCUCCUCCACAUGCAGCUGCUGGGUGACCUUGGGCUAGUCACACUUCUCUGAAGUCUCUCAGCCUCACUCACCUCACAGAGUGUUUGUUGUGGGGGAGGAAGGGAAAGGAGAUUGUUAGCCACUUUGAGACUCCUUAGGGUAGUGAUAAAGCAGGAUAUCAAAUCCAAACUCUUCUCUAGCCUACCUAUAUGUGCGGAUGCCUUGUAUGGAAGAGACUGUUUCUUGCUACUCUGGCUAUGUGGAUGGGUGGGGGUGGUGAAAGACGUAGGAGACGGUUGAAUCAGUCAUACUUUGUGGGCAUACAACCCCCCCUCUCCCCCAGCGUUAAGGACCUGUCAUAUGGAGAAUUGCCUAUGCUGAUUUUUCUUGGAAAGCUUGGCUUUGAUGGAUAUGCAGUACCCUCAUCGGACAUAAAAACAUAUGAAUGAUUCAUUUCUAACAAUCUACACAAUAAUUUGUAGAAGGCCUCUUAAGGGGAGAGAAUAGUUAAUCAUAAAAAAAAAGAAUUUCCCCCCUCCCCUAAGAAUCUUGAGUUUGGCUCUUGUUAGCUAGUUUUAUUGAAUGACAUGUACAUUUAUCAGGAAACCAAAGGAGAAUGGUCAGUGCAGCAUUAUCUUAAAGUAAUCUGAAGACGCAAGUACACUGAAUUACCCUUACUGCAAUGAAAUUAUGAAAUGUGUUCCAAAAUAAAAAUUAAUUAAAAUGUUUUCUGAGCCAAAGUGUCUCAGCAGUUCUUACUGAAAAGCAUGUUAAUUUGGUGACACCUGCCGCGUAGGAUACCAUUGCAACAGAUGGUAAAACUAGCUCCCUCCCCCCGUUUUUAAUUAUUUAAUGCUAUACUCCUCUUUUUCCAGUGCAGAUUUUCCCAGUGAGGAAAUGUGAGCAGGUGUUUUUAUCCUACUUAUAAGUUUUAGUAUGUCAUACUUCAGCUGCUUUCUGGGAACUUUGAGUUUGUAUAUUUUUUAUGAGCCAAACUUGCUCAUCAAAUUUGGGUAUUUUCAUAACGUUCUUGAGAGAUUUUAACAGUUUGUUUUGUCAGGGUCCCCUCUACCCCUGCCCUUCCAAAUUUAGGGUUCAGGGAUUUCUUCUUGAUGAAAGCGCACAUGCAUGCAUUACACACAGAUUACAUGGAGACUUGUUUUUAACUUCUGUUCAAAGUCCCCAGUUGAAAGAAGGACGAUGACUAACCAUUCCUUAUUGUCUUACGCUACCAACAUACACAUUAGUCCCCACCCCCAAAGUUACACAAACUUUUGAUUCAUAGAUAAUAAAAUAUGUAACAUCUGUCCCCUGAGGCAGACUUUCAACGAUUCCUUGCAGACCGAGCGACUCCAAAUUCCUAGAUACUGGAUUCCUAUCAUGCUGCUUUUUAACUGACCUGAAGUCAGCUGCAGGUUAUAUCAGUCUAAGGUCAGUUCAAUCGUAUACAUUCCUACUCAGUUCAAUCGUAUACAUUCCUACUCAGAGGUAAGCUCCAUUACAACAUCAUGACCUAGGAAGCUUCCUUAUACUUAGUCAGACUGUUGACCCACCUAGCUCAGAAUUGUCUACUGUGACUCCAGGGUUAAAUACAGGUGUGUGUUUGUGUGAUAGAAUCAUGUGAGACUCUACCCAGUAACGUGGGGAUUUUUGGAAGUUUUUGAAAUUUAUGCUAGUAAUUCAUUCUAAUUUGGGAUCCUACAAUCCAUACUUCUAUCACUGCCCCCAACUGCAAUCUGAAGUGGUGCAGUCCAGUAACCUUACCUGCUCCUUCUGAGAACUAGGCCCCAGUUAAACCUGAUUGUGUAGAAUGUCACAAACUUAGUUGCAAAUAAAUAUUGCAGCAUUAGGUCUAGAAUACCAAAUUUUGAACUUGCCUUUAGUAAUUGGAUUGGAUAGUUCAGUGGAUAUUCAUUCUCAUUUUCUUAAACCAGGACCCUUCUUUUCAAGUAAAAUAUUGUUAGGAAGAAAGCUACACUGAAAAACCUAAUCACUCUCUGUAUUGCAGGCUUAUCAUGAACGUCAAAUAUUUAAAUUUGCAAAGGCCACUUACACCCACACUUGGAAAAACUGAUGGCCCUGUUUUUCUUGCAGACACCAAAGAUGCUGACGAGGAAGAUUAAGCUUUGGGACAUCAAUGCCCAUAUAACCUGCCGCCUUUGCAAUGGUUAUCUUAUUGAUGCUACCACUGUAACGGAAUGCUUGCAUACCUGUGAGUAUUAAUAUAUCUACCCAUAGUGAUGUUUCAUCAGAUGUAAGAUUAGUGGGUUGGGUAUUUUUCAUUGUUCGAUACAUCCUCUCUGCCUGCUUCUUCUAGCUCUGUAAUGUUUCAGAGUCAAAUGUCAAAUACCAAGCUUCUCUCCACCCACGCCUCCAUCCAGGAUCAGAUCGUGGGUGAAGACAGAUUCUGAUUACAGAUAAAAUCCAUAUUCUGGCUGGAUAAGACGUUACUUUCUGCUGGGAAGGACAUAGCAGGGGUCCCCGUAAGCCUGAGGCUAACUCUCAUGUGAAUACAAAGCAUAUGCUAUGGUCCUUCUUUUAGUGGUAGGGGAGAGUGUAAAUGAAUUAUGCCAAGUAAUGUUCUGCUUUACUUUGAAGGUGAGGGCAAUGGUAUAUUAUGGUAGGCUUUUAGGAAUGCUGAAAAGUAGGAUUCUUUUGAAACAUAAGGUGUAUUGGAGAAUUAAUGAUGGUGGUGAUGAUGUUUGAAGCGGCACAUAAUCCAAGGUUUAUUGCUGGCAAUAAAUCAGGUUCUUCUUUCCCUCAUACGAACCAGUAGUGAAGAUCUAAAAGGAAGGAUGGGGGGGGGGUUGUAAAUAUUUUGCAAGUGAUAUUUGAAAGAAAAUGAAACAUGGAGAUUUAGUUCAUGUGAUACGUACUAAAUUAUGAGUUGAUUGCUGUGCCGAUUUGUAAGCCUUAGAUUAAUACUCCUAAUUUAAACCUAAACUGAAGACAUUCAGGAACUGUUGUGUGAAACUGUACAAGGCAUAACUCUGGACAAGAGGGAGACAAGAUAGGUUUGUAGCUCUUGCUUAUGUAGCCAUAACAUGUAGCCACCUGCCCCUUGUUAGGUCACAAUCAUUCCCAGUUUGGGUGCUUGUGGCAUAUUCCAUUUCAGUGCUAAGGUCCUUAUGACAUUUGAAAUACCCCCCCUUUGAUAGGUGAUGGCUUAUAAGUGCAUUUAAACUUCAUACAAUUUGCCAUUUAUACAGUUCUUCCAAAACACUGAACUUUCCCCCCAUCCUACUCAGAAGUUCCUCUUCUUUCCCCAUUUCCUUUCCCUCCAAAGGAACUUCUACUCUUUGCAAGAGAGCAAUAAAUAUUUUAAUAAAUAAUAAAACUGAACCAUCGUCUUGGUCUAUCUGGACUUUCACCUUGCUGUCUCUCUUCCAUGAUUUUAGUCAUAUUCUUUCUGUUGACUUUUAAUGCAAUAGGAUAGCUGGGUAAUCGUGUGGGUGUGAAUCUUUGUUAUGUCAAAUGGUCCUCAUUGCUUUGCAUAUAUCUCUCUGCCCUCCCUCCUUGCAAACCAGGCUUCCCUCUAAAGGCUCACAGUGCCUCAUCCUGGCUGUUAUUAAGCACUACCUUGAGCUUGUUUCUGCUAAAAUGUGCAUCAUUUUUUGUGAGAUGUAGAUGGCACUGUUUAACUGCAGAAGCCAGGCACCAGUAUUGCCAAGGUUUCAAAGCCAUUGUAGGGCAGUUGGCUAUAUGCAAGCGGACUAUAUAAGCAAGCAAGGGUGUUCUAGGUAUCCUUUUGCUGUACCUACAACUCUGCUGUUAACGUCACUGAAAUAACCUCAAUUUCAACUUUGGACAACGCUAAAUCAAUGAUGGCACACUGUCAGAUAUGUAAUAAAUAUAUGUUUAUAAGGAACAUCCUAUGUAUUCAGACCUCAGUUUGACUCUAAAGACCAUGUUGUUCUUAAGCAGGAAACAACUUUUUCAUAACUUCAUAUUCUGCAUUCAAACAACCUAAAAAUAAAUGUGUACUUUAAAAUUUAAAUCAGUUUAGAAUUCUAAACACAUGCCAGAAAAGCAAGCAAGCAAACAAAACCCCUCCCAGUUUUAUAUUGCUGCUCUUCUGAUCUUUCUUAUCUAUAUUUUACCCUCUGAAUUUUACCCUCUGAAGAUGAAUGGCAGUGCCUGAAUUUAUGCCUUAACAUUUGUAUGUUAGACAAUACAUCCUUAUUGGGCAUUAUUUAGUUAAAGCUGGAAAGUGAAUACAAAUAGAUGCUAAAAUAUAUAAUGCAUUUAGAUUACAUUUAACUUUUUUUGUAUUGAGAAAGCAGUUUUGUAAAGAAUGGAAUGUUCUAGUCAGACAUGGAAAACCUCAGGCUUGGAGGCCACGUGCUUGGAGCCUUCCAGGGCUUUCUGGCCCUCAUAAAUCUCUCUAGGUCACAUACCCUGGAGAGCCAUGCCCCUGGCCCAGCUUGAGUGCUUUUUGACUGGCUGGAAAGUGUCCAGUGAACCCCAAUAAUGCUGCUUACUUGCUUGGAUGGAUGGAGGAUAGAGAGGAAUGUGUGAGUGUGGAGAAACUAGCCUACUAUACAAAGGUGAUGUUCACAUUUAUGGCUCUGUUCACUUUUGCCUUGGCCCACCCACAUCCUCUAUGUGGCCCCCAGCAGGUCACCCCGAAGGGAAUGUGGCCCUCUGGCUGGGUGGAGGGCAGGUUCUCCACCCCUGGUUUAAGGGAACAGUGUUAAACAUGCAACAUCCAUGUUUGUUCUUAGGACAGUAGUAACCAAAUCUUUCUAUAAACAGUCUGCAGGAGUUGCUUGGUAAAGUAUUUGGAAGAAAAUAACACCUGUCCCACAUGCAGGAUAGUUAUACACCAGAGCCAUCCACUACAAUAUAUUGGGUAAGUAACGUUUUAAGGUAAUAUGUACAGAGAUCUGCUAGGUAUACCUUUUCCAUCAGUGGGCUGGUUUAGAAAUGCAUGUCCAUAAUUUGACUGCACAUCGCUUGACUGCAUAGCACAAUGAAAAUUAUGGGGAGCCAUCCAGCCUUCCUUCGUUAACUUUACUUUUAUGUGAGGGAUGAGUUGAUGUUUCAGCGCUCAUCCCAAGGGAAAUUUCAACGCUCAUCCCACCAUCCAGUGUUAAGAGAUACAAAUUCAGCAUGGAAGUGCUUCAUAGUGAAAUUUACUUCUUGUUAUUUUCUCUCUCUUUUUGGCCAGUCAUGACAGAACAAUGCAAGAUAUUGUUUACAAACUUGUUCCAGGUCUUCAGGAAGGUAAGUGAACAAUAUACUCUUCGGUAAACAUUUACAUAUGAUUAAAACUUUUCAAUGUGGUGUUUGGAGGUAAUGGUUCGAUUUUUUAAAAAUAAAAUAACAUGAAAUAAUGGAUGGCAUGAUGUAGUUCUAGGUUGUUUUUAUGGGGUUGCUUUGGCAACUAAGGGCCAAUUGGCAUGUUACAGUGGAGCUCCAUGCUUGUAAAAGUUACUGGGAUGGUUUUGGUGGUUUCAAGUUUGGACUGGGAGAGAGGGGAGGUCCCCCUGUGGCCCCAAGCCAGAUCACUUCUGCAGAGCUGCUGUUAACUUGUAGAAGAGAAAACUAAUCUCUUGGUUGAUUUUACAGAAAGAAAGUUAUGUUGGGAGCUCCAGACAUGAGGCAGCAAUGUAAUAUGUAGUUUGGCCCUCAAGAUACUGUAGGCAGGAAAAUUCAUUGCAGUGUAGGUGCCUUAUAGUUGCACAUGUGAAUGUGAGAAAUUUUAGCAAGUGGGGAUAUUUACUGGUAUUUACUGAUAUUUGAAUGGGCCCAGAGAGAAAUGACAGGAUAACUAAAUGCCUUUGGGAAAUUUAUUUUAUUUAUUAGCUAAAUAUAUAAAUAACCACCCUUCACCUGAAAAUAUAUAACACAAAAUAUAUAACCAAAAAACAAAAGCAAACCAAUAGUCCCCCUCCCACAAACACAUCUGGAAGACCAUAGAUUGUUUUAAUCAGCCAAAGGCCUGGUUAUAGAGGAAUGUUUUCACCUGGCACCUAAAUGUCUAAAUGUCAUUCCCCUUUUCUAGCAUAUAACUGAUAAAGGACACUUACCUAAGAAGCACAUGAGUAAAUUUCAGAAACAAGUCUCAUGGUUCAGGCAUUUCUAACAUUUCCCAGCGAGCUUCCUAAAUCACCAGUAAAUGUCAAUAUCCACAUAGUUGCUUACAUUUCCUGCAAUGCAUACUAACAUAAAAUUCCUUGUGGAUAUGCUGCAAUUUGCAGUCCUAGAUUUUGCUGUUGCCUGUUUCACUAAUAUGGAUACUUUAUACAUACGGUGUGUGUACAGUAAUACCAUCAUUACUUCUGACUGAAAAUUAUUUCAUAAAUGAACCAGGCAUGGGAGUGGGAGUGGGAGUGGGAAAGACUUUAUUUCACAGUUUGUAAAACAUGAGUCCCCACCUCAAUCCUAAAUUUUGCCAAGAGUCACUAACAAGUGCAUGAAACAAGUGCUGGGCCAUUUUAAAGUAGAAAGUGAAAUCCAAAAGUAGCAUUCAAUCGUUUAAGAAAUAUCUCAUCUUAUUAAGAUGAUGCGUAAUGAGUCACAGAAAAGCUGUCGGACAUUAGAGGGUGCUCUUGAUACAUUUUGCUGAAAGUGUGAGAGGAGUAAAUUGUUUGCUUAAGUUGAUGAAGUCCACUGAUCUUAGCUAAAGACACUGUUUUAAAAUGUUACACAGCGGAAAUGAGAAAGCAGAGGGAUUUCUACCACAAACUGGGCAUGGAAGUACCAGGUGACAUCAAAGGGGAGACGUGCUCAGCCAAGCAACAUUUAGAUUCCCACCGUAAUGGUAAAUAGACAUUGCAUGUAUUUGCUACACCUGUGCUUGCGAAAGGAAAUUGUUUGAACAUUCUUUAUUGAUUUAUAGUAUGUUUAUUACCAAUAUAUUCUGUUUCCUAAAGAAUAUGUACGCUGUUGCUUGUGAAAUGUGGGACAAAUAGAUAUUUUCCCACAAGUAAGCAGUUGGAAGGCUACAGCCUCGUGACCUAUAUAUUCGCAACAAAUUUUACAUUCAUGCCAUUUUCCACAAUUGAUGGUACCUAUGAUCUUCCCCACUGGCUAUUGUAUGGUCCACCUCUUUGUGUAAUGUAGGAAGUGGACCCAUCAUCUGCACAUGUAUGGGUUCUGCGGUGUAGGCAUUCAGAAUGCCUAGUGGUUUAUAAAGAUGACUACAGCUUUGACUAAGGAUGCCGGAUCAAUAGCCAAUUUUUAAGUCUUUAGAGGCAAUAAAACAACUUCACUGUGAUACACUUCACUGUGAGCUGCUUUCAUCAAAGCGAAUUUGAGUGGUGCACGUUUUUCUGCUGUUGCAGAAUGAACGUUACAGUCCUUAAGUGGCAUAAUUGUGACAUGAGCCACUGUAGUUAAGAACCUACUUCAGAUGCAUCAGCCAAGAAUGCAGAAAUUUAUUUAAAGAAAUAAAACGCCUAGGAUCCAGAGCAAGGAAUGUGUUACUGGUUCAAAGACACAAGUGGUAUCCUAAUAUUAGUCUUGACAGUAGUGUGGGGGUGUCCAUUAGUGCCCUAGUGCCAGUGGAUGCCACAUGCUCUUGGUGCAUCUGAGCAAAGGACUGCAGAAAGAUCUGAUGUGGGUAUAGUGGAGUUCUUCUCUCUGUUCACCUUGUGCGAUGUUCUUAUGCGACACAAGUACAAGGCAUUAGGGGCCAGGUGUGUGUGUGGUUCCUGGCAGCUGGGCAGAAUUGGCUGUCCGCAUCUCACUAACUGGGGAGCUCUAAAAUAAAUCCAAUGUAAAAUUGGCUGUGCCAUAUAACCUUGUGUUUGGGAUUGAUUGUCCUGCUCCAGUACAGCUUGUCAAAACAGAACACAAGUGUUGCAAGGACUUUCAUGGCUUUGCAGGUAAAUAUGCCACCCCAAGCGAUUUAGCUUCAUGAAGGGCUUGAUUGUAAGGAGAGAACUCUUACACAGCCUCUGCCUCUGAAGAGGAGCAGAAUAAAGAACCCUUUGCCUACAUCUCUGCUGGGGACAAAUUAGCUGAUAGUGGUUAUGAUCAGGGACAAAUUGUGGCCAGAUUUGUUUUCUGGCUUCCUGUUCUCUCUUUCUGGUAUACUCAAAUUUUAAAUCUCCAGAUGUUUCAGUCAGAAACAGGAAAUGGAAGUUGUGGGCAGUUUAGCCUACAGCCUGAUCUUUUGAAAUAUCCGAGGUGUUGCAAUGAGAAGAAUGUGUAAAUGUUAUGUUGGGAUGAAAAGCCUGAGUUUUGGUGGCUUUGCUGGUAAACUGUUUUCAUUAAAAGCAUCAAGAGCACAAUCAGGUUGUUGGUGGAAUUAUCGAAAGAUCUUGUAACCUAUCAGAAUCUUGAGAGUUUUUUUUUUAAAAAAAACUUUCAAAUGCCUGAGUUUGUCAUGAUGCACUACAUGACAUACUAGACACAUAGUGUCUUCCAUGUGUAGCUUGAAUUGCUCUUAAUAUGAAUGAAUUUAUUGUAGCUGAUAGAGCUACAUCUGAAAGGGCUGAGGACGUCUUGCAUUUAUUUCAUAUGUGAAUUUGAUAUCUUUAGAGUCUUCAACUUUGUCACAGAUGCUCUCUGCUUUUUUCAUAAGGGGAAACAAAAGCAGAUGAGAGUACAAACAAAGAAACGUCGGAAGAGAAACAGGAAGAAGAUAAUGAUUAUCAUAGAAGUGAUGAGCAGGUACUGUUUAAAUAUGUCCUUUUAAUUAAGUAGAUGUUUAGCUUUUGGUUUCAGGAUAGAACCAGCUAGGAGAUAACGUUGUACCUUUUCAAAGAAGUGAGUAGCUAGAGAUGCUACGAUGGGUGUGUUAAUUUUUAAGAGAGAGCGGUGUCCAACAAGAUGCUGCGCAGUGGAAUUUCCCCUACCUUUCCAUCUGCUCAGUGUCCCCUGCAUGUAUUCCGGGUUCCCCCCAAUCUUCCAGAGCCAAUUUGGGAAGGGCACAGGAAGGCAUGUGGGGAGAGGAGGCGAAGUUCCAUUGCAGACACAUUAAUCCUUUUGCUAGUGGAGCACUUAUUUGGAUACUGCCCAGAGUUUCAAAAGUUUCUCAUCAAGUGAGUACUCAGUUUCUAAAACGAAAGCAGGCUAUGCUUGCUGGGUAUUAUGAUUCUUUGAAAGUGUUGAACCCUUCGUUGCAAUCACCUGUAGCCAGGUUUUGUUUUCUGUCAUCCUAGUGUGGUUGGUUGUGGCUCCGAAAACUCCAUACACCAGUUGAAUAAUUGAUGCAAUCUUCUGUACAUUCUGUUUCUGUUUCUGCUUUUUAGAAGUUGGCUUUUCAAAUCACUGCCUUUUAGGACUGUUUCUACAUGUGUAGUUUAUUCCUGCCAGCUGAUCUGUCACCUGGCUUCAGCAGCUGUGAAAAUGUAGCCACUUAGAUAAACUGUUAUUUCAUCCCUAACUUUCAUUUCUUGUUAAUGAAAUUCAGCAUUUCCUACUGCGAGGAAAAACAACGAAUCUUUUUGUUUAAGCAUUUCAAAAUUUUGCUAUUUGAGUUCAUUUUGAAGAAGGCAAUGAUGUGACUGUUUCGAGUAUCUCUGAUGUUUGAAAUUGGGAGAGGCCAUACCUCAGCAGUAGAGCACAUUUUGCAUGCAGGAAGUCUUGAGUUUAAUCCCCUGCGUCUCCUGCCGAAAUAGAUCCUUGGGCAGCAGGCGCAGGAAGGAUAGCCUCCUGAGACCUUGGAUAACCUCUGCUGCUCAGAACAGACAACAGUUGACUAGAUAGAGCAGUAGUCUGGUAUCAUAAGGCAGCCUCAUAUGCUCAGGGUUUUGCUGAAAGCCAAAUCCCUCAACUCCAGUUUUUGUCUCCAUGGAUCAUAGAGGUAGAACUGGAAGGGCCAUUUCUUGUUUGUUUUUUGUUUAGAUGUACAAGACAGCUAUAAAUCCUGGGAAGAGUUAUAGAUCCAAACGGACAGGGAUUUAGCAGUACACCGUAGGGGAGUGGGUAAAUGUAGAGAAGCUGGUCUUGGAAUUUGCACAUCCCAGUGUAAGAAACUUCUUGGUUUCUGUAGAGGAAAACUAAAGAUUCAGUGCUUUACCUAGGCAGGAGGCCAGCACGGUCUUCACUGAACCACCUGAACAACAUCACCAUGUGAAGCUGCCUCCAAUAUGUGGAGCCUCCAACAACAAAAACACAUACCUGUCCCAGUUUGGUGGUGAACAGCAGUUCUGGUCUUGGAAGGUAUAGAUCUCUUGCAUGACUCUUGGAUAUGUGGAAGUUGCAUGCUUCCAUAGGUACCUGUCAGUUGGUACCCAUGAUGUAGCAGCUCCCUAGGAACAUAGGGAGGUUGGACUGUUUCUCCAUCUAUCCCACCAUUGACUACUCCGCCUUGCUGUGGUUCUCCAUGCUCUCAGACUGAGCUCUCUGUCAUCACCUGCUCCCUGACUCUUCUAGAGCAAGAGAUGUCAGAGGUGGAAACUGGGACCUCUCCUGCGUUCCAAGAAUGUGCUCCACAGCUGAUUUAGUUGUACCUUCAUUUUAUGUAAAAUGAAUCCUUGCUUAGUUCAGUUUCUCAACCUUUUUGCCACUGAAACAAGGGGGACUUAGAAGGGAACCCCUAUUAACUCGUAUUGGCUGCUUGUUUCCCCCCCAAAAGGUAAGCAUCUGCUUAGAAUGCAACAGCAGCAAAUUGCGCGGAUUGAAGAGAAAAUGGAUUCGCUGCUCUGCACAAGCGACAGUCUUACAUCUAAAGAAGUUCAUUGCCAAAAAGCUUAAUCUUUCUUCUUUUAAUGAGGUAAACUUUAUAAAAAAUUAUCCUUACAAAGAACAAACAUACGAUUGUGUUGUGUUCUUAAAAUGAUCUUGCAACUCUUUUUUUGAAAAAAUAGAACAUCAAUUUACAAAUGAUAGGUUUUUUUUUUCUGAGACAGAAAUAGCUUGAUGAAUAGAAAGUGUUGGUAUCUUGAAAUAGCCCCUUUAGGUAUAACAAAUGAGAUUUUCUCUUAGAAUUGGUUCUGAAGCUUUUCAGUAUUAGUCAUAUUUCUCUAUUCUUCCUUCACCUGCUAUUUCCAUUUGAACCAUUCAUUUUAGCAUCUAUAGGGAGACUUGGCUGUUAUGAGGUUUGGGGUAGAGGCUUGUACUAAGUGACAUCCUGUCCUGACUGUUGAAGUCCCAGGCCUUCUCUACUUUUUCAAGUUUUUUUUUAAGCAAAAACAGCUGAGAUAACCUCAGGCUUUCAUUCAUACUGUGCAGCUUAGAAAUGUGCUUUAAAAACAAAAAAAUCAGCUCCAGUAGGUCCCCUAAACUUGUGGAGCAGAUUUUAGGGGCACACAGAGUGCUGUGGGGGGUGGGGAGAAGUAAGGGAAGUAAUGUUUGCAUGAGUGGAAGUCUGUUGUGCAAGCUGAAUGCCACAAUUUGAUACCUCACCCUCUAGAAUUUAGGUGGUUUCGUAGCUUGUUAUAAUUAUUAUUUAUUAAAUAUGUUUACCAACCUUCAUCCGAAGUUCACGAGGUGGCUCGCAACAUAAAAAUACACGAAAAGACAAAAUACGUAAUAAAAUAAGAACAAAAACAAACCAAUAACCCUCCUCCCACAAACACAUUUAAAAGGCCAUGGAGCCUUCCUGGGGAAAACAUUCCACAAAUGGGGAGCCACCACAGAAAAGGCCCAUUCUUGUGUUGCUGCCCUCCAGAUCUCUUAUGGAGGGGGCAUUCAAAGAAGGGCCUCAUGGUGAUGGCAGGGUCUGAGUUGGUUCAUACGGGGAGAGGUGUCCUUGAGCUAUUGUAGUCCUGAGCAGUUUAAGGCUUUAUAGAUCAAAACCAGCACUUUGCAUUGGGGCUGGAAACUAAUUGCCAACCAGUGCAGUCGGUGUAAUAUGCUCAAACCGUCUUGCUUCACUGAGCAACCAGGCCACCAAAUUCUGCACCAGCUGAAGUUUCUGAACUGUCUUCAGAGGCAGCCCUACUGUGUUGCACUAAUCUAACCUAGAUGUUACCAGAGCAUAGACCACAGAAGUUAGACUAUCCCUGCCCAGGUAGGGGAGCAGUUGGGUCAGCAACUGAAGCUAAUGGAAGGCACUCCGCACCACCGAGGCCACCUGAGCCUCAAAUGACAACUACAUACCUGUUCUUUCAGAGGGAGUGUAAGCCCAUCAGGAGCAGGCCACCUCCCAUCCAUCUGGCCUAGGGAAACGACCACUAACAGUGUGUCAGUCUUAUUUGGAUUGAGCCUCUCAUCCAGUCCAUUGCCAAGGCAAGAUGAGAGUCCAGCACAUUCACUGCCCCACCUGCAGAUGCGAAGGAAGAACAGAGCCAUGUGUCAUCAGCAUAUUGUCGACAGUGGACUCUAAAACUCUGGAUAACUCCACUCAGUGGUUUCAUGUUAAACAGCAUAGGGGAUAAAAUUGAACUCUGAUGAACCCCACAUUGAAGGGUCUACAGGGCCAAAGAGCACUCUCCAAGCAUCCCCCUCUAGCAGUGACCAUGCAAGUAGGACCAUAAUAAUAAUAAUAAUAAUAAUAAUAAUAAUAAUAAUAAUAAUUUAUUUAUACCCCACCCAUCUGGCUGGGUUUCCCCAGCCACUCUGGGCGGCUUCCAACUGAAUAUUAAAAACAAUACAGCAUCAGACAUUAAAAACUUCCCUAAACAGGGCCGCCUUCAGUUGUCUUUUAAAAGUAAAAUACAGUGGUGCCCCGCAAGACGAAUGCCUCGCAAGACGGAAAACCCGCUAGACGAAAGGGUUUUCCGUUUUUGAGUUGCUUCGCAGGACGAAUUUCCCUAUGGGCUUACUUCGCAAGACGAAAAUGUCUUGCGAGUCUUGAGAUUUUUUUUCCGCUUUCCCCCCCCCCUUUAUCUAAGCCGCUAAGCCUUUAAUAGCCUUUUAGCAGCUAAUCCGCUAAGCCGAUAAGCCUUUAAUAGCCGCUAAACCGCUAAUAGCGCUAAUCCGUUAAGCCGCUAAUAGGGUUGCUUCGCAAGACGAAAAAACCGCUAGACGAAGACACUCGCGGAACGGAUUAAUUUCGUCUUGCGAGGCACCACUGUAGUUGUUUAUUGCCUUGACAUCUGCUGGGAGGGCGUUCCACAGGGCAGACGCCACUACUGAGAAGCUCUGUAACCUCACUUCUCGCAGCGAGAGAACCAGAACCACUGCAGAGCAGUGCCACCACUCAUCACCAGCUCGGACAGUCGCUCCAGAAGGAUACCAUGCUCGAUGGUAUCGAAAGCUGCUGAGAGAUUGGGGAGAAUUAACAGGGACACAUUUCCCCUGUCUCUCUCCUGACAGAAGUCAUCAUCCAGGGCGACCAAAGCAGUUUCUGUGACAAAAUCGGGCCUAAACCCCAAUUGAAAUGGAUCUAGAAAAUCAGUUUCCUCCAAAAGUGCCUGGAUCUGGUCCGCAACCACCCGCUCAAGAACCUUGCCCAGGAAGGGGAGAUUGGCAACUAGCCGGUAAUUGCAUAGAUUUUUGAAUCCAGGGAGGGCUUUUUAAGGAGUGGUCUUGCCACUGCCUCCUUCAAGCAGGCAGGGAUACCUUCUCUCACAAGGAGGCAUUAAUCACUUCCCUGGUCCAGCCAGCUUCCCCUUCCCUGCUAGUUUUAUCAGCCACAAGGGGCAAGGGUCCAGAGCGCAAGCGGUCACCCAGACCAGUCCAAGCAUCUUGUCCACAUCCUUGAGCCUUAACAACCAAAACUCAUCCAACAGAACAGGACUAGGCAGUGCUCUGUACAUCCCUUGAGAUCCAUCUGCUCUAAGGGCGGAGUCCAGAUCAUGGUGGAUGCGAGAGGUGCAGGUAACCUGACAAGGGGAAAGUGCGUGGCUGAGCUUGUCCAAUCAGCUCCUAGGAUGUGGGAAUGGAUUUCCUGCUUCACAUUGGAUAAACCUAUUGAACAAGAUUUUCCCUGUGGCUGGGUGACUACUUCUGAGGUGGUCCCUAUAUAAAUUGUGUGUGUGCCCUGUGUGUCUGGUCUUGCAGGUCUAAUAAAAGCCAGACAAAAGUGACAGACAGAAGGAGAAAGUAGAAGGUAUAACCAGACCUACGUUGAGACAUCUUAAGCUGGAUGUUUUGGGACCAUAUAAUAGUUUACAUCUUAAUAGUCAUGAUAUGGAUGUAUGAGACACUCUGAUUCUGAUGAAGGCAGCCGGACAAUCAAAAUUGGCCAUCAAAUAUCUAAUGAGGCACAAUUUGCCAGUUUCCUCCCCCUCCCUUUUUUAUUGCUGUUUCUUAUCAACUGCUUCAUACAUAGGGUUAAAUGCUUAGUAAUGGUCUAGUUUGCCCCUGGACAAUUGGGUAUUUACUGGUGACUUCUGCAAACUUCUUUUUUGUUCCUAGUGAAUCCUGUCUGGGAGCUAAAAUGACACUCUUUUUAUCUGCUUUUUCAUUCAGACCUCCCUCAUCCCUUCCUCUCACAGUUGCUUCAAGCAGGCACGCUCAGAACUUUGCACAUGCUCAUUUUGAUAACUUCCACACACUCUGGCUUUAGUUUAUUUUCCACAAGGGCAGAGCUUCUGGUCUGUUGUAGAGCACAGCACAGAUUGUGACCUAUCCCUUUAUUGUUCUGCACACCAACAGAGACUAUAGAAUGCAGUUUAUGCCCUGAGUCUUGCAACCCCAGUAGGUGCCCAAAUAUUAUCCCUGAGCAGCCUGGCAAGCUCAGUGAUAGAGACAGAUAGAGACAUAUCCUUGUUAUGCAAUUUGUCCUGUGGCCUAGAGUUUGAGCUCUAAAUGGAUUUACUGUAUUAGAAAAGACUUCCAAAUUGUCUUCUGAAGAUCCUUAUAGGGAUUCUUUGAAGCAACAUCUAUUUUGCCUAUAAAGGGAUUACAGUUUACAUUUAAACCGGCAUUUUCUUUAUUUUAACUGUUUAAAAUUGUGUCAGGAUUUGUGCCAAUUUGUGUUUGAUAAAUAAAUGAAAUAUUUCUGUUUUUAUUAGCUGGAUAUAUUAUGCAAUGAAGAAAUUCUGGGCAAGGACCACACUCUCAAAUUUGUAGUUGUUACGAGAUGGAGAUUUAAGGUAUGUUAUAUUUGUGGUUAGCGUGAUGCAUUUAACUUUUGAGAUUAAAGCCUCCAAACAAACUUACUGGGGAGGAAACCCACCUCCCUACACAAACAUGCAAAAGAAGUUGGCCAUGAUUGGUUUAAAUUAAUUUCCAUUUUGAUACAUAAAUUGCUUACAUUCUACACUAAACUUUGAUUGCAUUAGCUAUUUACUAAAAGCAGGUGUAUUAUUUUAUCUUUCAGAAAGCACCUCUACUGCUACAUUACAGACCCAAAAUGGACUUGCUGUAAGAACUAUUUUGUCCUUCUGGACGGUUUUUUGCAGAGACUAUCAUCGGGCACCUUCUUAGUGCAUCACGCAAUUGACCCGUGACACAGACCAGCAGAAUUCAUUCCCGAGAACAGUAGUGCUCUCCUGUUCAGCCACCCUGAAUCUUUCUCUGAGGGAUGCAUUAACCUGACUUUCUGGACAGAAAAAUAUUUAUACUUUUUUCUACAAAAAAAAAAAAAAAGGAUAUCGCAACUCGAGAGGACACUACCAGCACGAAGUUUACAGACAUUGAAAACACUUCACAGUUCCCUGUGUGUAGCUCAGUUCUUGGUCAUCAUCUUGCAAAGACGCAAAAUAGGUUUAAAGUGUUGUGAAGGAGAUGAAUUUUGAAUUUGUUGCCCCUAAGCCACUUUUGUGUUGCUUCACAACGUAACUUAAAUGUGGCACAUUUUUCUGCAAGAUUUUCUGUCUCUUUAUACCUCACGGCCAUCUUGUCUGUUAGUAAGCCCUUCCUAGAUUAUUUAACAUUGACAAAGAUCUAAUGGCUGGCAGUGAAUUUCCUACGUUUCACUGUUCUAGACUGUUCUCCUUGGUUCCUUUGCUGAUGCAUUGGAUGAGGUUAUCAGAAGACUUUCAGUUGUUUCCAUUCGUGGUUUUAUCAGUCAAAUCAAAAGUGCUGAGCAUUUAGAACAUAGAUCUUGCGGAGCUGGGGCUGAUAUUGGACUGAGGGAUUUGCCUUUCAGUAAAUGAAAUAAGCCAUUGGCAGCCUUAACUACUUGAACUCCAGUCUUGUUCCUUUUGAACAACACUCUAAUACUAAUGCUACAGCACACUUUGGCGACAUGCGUUAGUACAUUGACUUUCUUUCUGGUUUCUGGUUUCCCUAGUAAGUCAGUUCUGUCCACCUGACUCUCUGCUGAAUUAACUUUAUGGGGGUCAGAUUUAGAUGGCAAUGUGGUACUUCCUGGCCUUAAUUAUAAAUCUUUAUUUAUUUUUUAAUCCAGCCCCCUAGGAAUGCAUUAGCCCCUCUAAACUAUGUAAGUACUGUCUCUCUCAAUAGAGGAUUGAACAGCUUAAAAAAGGAUAAAUGCUGCUCCACUUUAAGCAACUUGAGAUUUUUUAUUUUUAAAGUUUGCGUUCGGAUGUGACUUCUGCAAGUUUGCACCACGCACAAAGUGGGUGUGUGAUAAACUGCAUGCUAGCCUUCAUUGGUCAAGGGCACGUGAGGCCCUUUCAUCGGGGGCCAUUUAAAUGGUCCAGUCUGGGCUGCACCCAGUAACAUGUGUGCAUACUCUCAUUGUUGCACGUAACCCUACGUACUGGCAUGUUUUCCCUCUCCCACAUGCACAUACAUGCACAGAGGCAUGUGUAUUCUUUGCAUGUACACAAACCUGCCUUUCCGCCAUCAGGCACCAGCUUGGCUGGGACUUGUAUUUAUCCCAGGGACUGGUAGGGAAGAGGGUACAUCACUUUCCAUGAUGUUUUGCCGUUUUGCAGUACACUGCCUUGAGUUAGGUUUCUCCUAUCUCUGUUGCUUAUAAACCCGCUGCUGGUGGGAUUUGGGCUUGACGAGAAGCACAGAGCGGCCAAAUGAACAAGUGUCAUGUACAGGCGGUGAGUUUCAGAGAGACCAGCAAGAAGGUCGAGAGGGAGAUGAUGUUUCCCCAGACUUGGUAGAAGGCUUUCCCCCACUUAGGGAGACAUGCUUGAGUAGCCAAUAUGCUUAGCCCAUAGCAAUUUGCCCAUCUUUGCUACUUGCUUUUCUGAGCAUUCUUGCUCUAUAUUAAUGGGUGCAGGUUAAUGACUUUCCUUUGUGGAAGAAGCCCAGAUAGGGUGCAACAAGGGGGUGGUGUAUUAUGACAUGUGGACCAUUUAACAAAUCCUUACCAAACUGAAGUCCAAAGCAGGUAGUUGCUGGAUAACAUUGAGAUCAAGUAUCUGUGUUAAUAGCAUACACUCAAGUUAAAAUACUGUUCUCAUCUUCUUGAAUGGAUGAUUCUCGCAGCACUAGACCUCCCCCACCUCUUCAGUUAGGAAUUAAGUCCUUUCCUUCCCUAGUCCUGAUUUUUCUAUUGUCAUCAACUAGAAUUAAAAUUCACCACCCAGCUUCUUUCAGCCAUUGUCCUCCUCUAUGCCUUUGGCUCCUCCUGUCAGUGUGAUAGGAGCCCAUCUUUCUAAGGUGAGCAGUGUGGCCUUCGUUACCUCAGAUUUUAUCAUGGCAAAUCUGAAUAGGUGGAAGUCAAAGGAGUCAAUUAGAGGAACGAAGGGGAAAUGGGAGCAAGUAGGAAAUGUUGAGAUGACUAGAUGAGAUUUGGCUUAGCAGUAGACGGCACUGGACACUCUUUCUGUGGAAAGUCUUCCAGGGCAAGCCCUGAUGAAAUGAAUGGGCACCGCAAAGACUACACUAAACAUUAAGGGCACUUAUCCUGUUCGCAGGAGCAUUUUCCACUGGAUAAUUUCCCUUAAAUUUGUAGCUUCUCCUUCUUAAUAAGGCCAUACUUCUGUGAAAAGCAAUUUCCCAUUUCACAUUAAGCUAUUGCUUGCCAUUGCUCAGAAAGUAUCUUCCAAUAUUAAAAAUGAAAGCACUGGUUAAUGGAAGACUAUGGAUUUGUGGAGUGUGGAGGACUAUAUGGGACUGUAUGAGGCCCCUGGAAAAAGUAGAGUCUUAACUUUAAGGUUUCCCCCAAUUUCACAGGCCAUAUGGUGCUAUCUGAAAACAUAUUGGCUAACAUUGCUUAGUGAGCCUUAAGCUUGGAGCCUUGUCCAAUACCCACUUGAUUCAAUUAAUCUUUUAGAGGGUUAAAUGACCAUAUACAACUAUUCAGUCUACCUCAGACUAGAUACACAGCUGAAUUGUAUGACCAAUGCCAUCUUAAAAUACGGAAUAUAAAUGUUAUCCUGUGUAACUUAAAACUGAGGGAUUAAAUAGUAUCAAGAUGCAAACUACAACCCCACAACUCUUGACUGCAGCAGUCUACAGAAUCUGUAUUGCUAAGUUUCUAGCAAAUUUUUGAAUCACUUGAAUUUGAUACGGUGCUAUAUAAAUAUAUUUAAAUAUAUAUCUAGGCAGGUGCAUGGAACCAAAGCCAGCAGUUGACACCUAAGCUGGUUUUGCUGCUCUUCAGCGAGUAUUUAUCUCUGCUUUUAUAACAGCCUGAUGAAAACAACCUUGGCAGAAAAUGUUUGGGUUUUUCUUUCUUUCUCAACUGCUUCUUAGAAUACAUUUUUUUUUCUGUGGAAACUCAGUUCCUUGGGGUGUGUUUGUUCCAAAGACCUAGCUGACUUGUUUUAUCAGAAAAAAACACAACCACAGUGAAUACCAACAGAGCAGAUCCUUGUGAUAGAAAUUGUCUCUCUUCUGUGAAGUUUUUAAGGGGCAGGUUGCACAAUGAUUAUGUUGGCAAAACAUUCUGUUGAUCUUCUGGCUUUAGGUCUUGGAAUCAUUUUCAGCUUGAGUGGCUCAGGCCACACAAUUUGGUUGGAUAAGUGAUCUAUAAAAGUUACUGUGAAGUUGGUUUUCGAGGGUUUUUUUUGUUUUGUUUUUUCAAAUGACUGCUUACCGCUGGUAAAUAAAUGGAGUAAAAUUAUCUUGUUGCAUUAUCCUCAGCAACAAAAGAGACGAGCAUAACGCAGGUUCAUGUUCUCGCUUGGUAUAAUUUUCUUUUAAAAUAGAGAAAUCAGAAUAUAUAAUAUUGAAUUUUAAAUAAGAUUGGGGCAGGGGGGGUUAAAAGUUAACUUUAUAAAAUUAUUUAUUCUAUUUUAAGCAUUCUAUCUUACUUUUUACCAUCUAAGUAUUUUUUUGGUUUUGAUGGUCCAGCUUUAUUUAUGGGCAUAUAAAAUGAAAUUGUGAGAUGUUUUUUACAAGCUUCUUCCUUCUUUUUGUGAGGGCCAGACUGGAUGUUGCGCUGAAUGGGUGGCUGCAACCAAAAAUGGCAGCCUUGUGUCAAGUCUUCUCCCCAACUCCGUAAUGUUUAUGAUUACUUAUUUGUGCUCUCCUGCCAUUUCGCAUCUCUUUGCACCCUUCCGGAGGCAGACAAUGAUAUGAGAAAUGGUGAACGCUCUUACAUGAGGCACAGGUAAGUUGUACUAGAUAUUUCGGAGCAGUAAAGAGGGAGGAUACAGCUGUGAUAAUGUAUGACAGCAGCUGCAUAUUUAGCGUAAUAUUUAGUUUGGCCCCUUCUUUGAUUUUUUUUUUUAGUAUGUUUUUGUUUUGUAUGGAUAAAGAGCAUUACUUUAUGCUUUUUGUGCAAUAGGUUUGAAACAUGCUUCUGUUAGGCAUACCUUUAAGAUUUUAAAUGUAGCAUCUACUAACCACAGAUCUGAAAAGGAAUGUAGGUGGGUUUAAGUGUACAUUCAAAUGGGCUCUUCUGUUUUUUGUUUCUCCUUCCUUCCUGGGAUUUUUAAGAGUGACAUUUGGGAGUUGUGUCUGUGUGAAAGAACUACCUGUCAGCAAUAUUUUUUAACAAAAAGAUUUGGCAAAAAACUCUUAAAUGUAAAAUGUGGAAGAAAUCGACAAGACUUGCAACCUAUCCGAAUCUUUUUUUGUGUGCCAUUAAUAUGUCUGGUAUUUUGUAUACCAUUUAACCUGGAAAUAUUUAUUUCUCAGUGGUUGUGCAAUGCUCCAGAUGCAAACUGUAACCUUGGAGGGGAAAUGCAAUCAUUUUAAAAUAUCAGACUUCAAAAUAUGAUGGUGCUAUUUUUUUUCCUCCUCAGUAGGAUUUGAGCCUUUUGAAAGCUUAUCUGGCUCUUAUUGUUUUCAUAACAAUCUAAUUAGUCUUGGGAGAUUCACUGUCCUGUUUCUUUUCCAGUGGAUGACAACUCUAUUAGCAUAGCCUAUUUGCAAUGAUUUGAAACUGAGCUGUAAAUUUAAAUGCAACAGGAGAAAGCCAACCAGUUUGUACAUCUACACAAUAACUUUGAUAACUUUAUAUUUUAACCAGUAUAUAAGAAAUGCAUUUACUGCAGACGGUUAAAACUGUAUUUUACAGAAAAAAAUCUGUUUCUGUAUUUCCUCAGGUAAUUGCUCCAGUUUUAAACACUUCACGUGAUACCUUAACUUAACAUAUAUACACGUGCCCUCCAAUUUCAAAUGUAAAAAGAUGAGGUGCGCAGGCAGACCCCAUUGCAUGCCAGAAUUGCAAGUGGACGUAUUCACCUUAUAGUCAAAAUGUGCACAGGAAAUGCAACGUUUUUAGCAAGAUGCAUACUGUUGGCUUAGAAACGCAGUUUCCGCUUUAAGUGGAAGUGGUGGCUGAAUGCACAUUCUCCAGGAAUUGGUUUCUAACCCUAAAAACUGGCUGCUGCCGUUUGAAUUCCUCCCCUCUUCGUUGAGCACAAAUUGUGCCCUGGAGGUGACUCACAAAGGCUAGGGUUGCCAGGUCCUUAAGAUCCAGGGUUUCUGCUGAGCAGCUGCAAAUUGGCAGAGAAGAUGGAGAUCUGCAGCGGAGGAAGCAGGGUGUUUGUGUGUGUUGCUUAACCAUUUUCCCUACCGACCACUUGCCUCCACAAUCCUACAAACAUGCUUCUGGAGCCCUGGCUGGGGUGAAGUGGAGGUUGCAGGAGGGAAACGGUGCAGGAAAUGUUAAGCACUUUCUCCCACCCUACUCCUCUGCUGCAAUUGGUUCCCUUAACCCUACUGUUUUGCAGCUCUGUGGCAGAUCUGGGUUCCAGGCCUUGUUCUGUUGCUGAAUGUGUUGUUCUGACCACUGCACCUGUCUGGAGUUCUACAAAUGCCCAUGAGCGUUGAACCUGUCGAAGCUACGAGUGGGUCCUCCUCCUCCUAAUGUUUUGUGUGAAUGGGCACAUUUACUUGGGUGAGGAAGGUUACCUAAGGUGCACUGUGCACACCCGCUGGGCUUCGGGUAUUGCAAAAUGCCCCAUUUAAAAAGGCAGCGAUAACAGCCAAGUGACAGGGCAAGUGUCAAAAAUACCAUUCGCUUGCAACGAGAUAAAUUUAGGGUUAUGGGACAAUAAGCCAGUGCAACCGUUUAAGCCUUUAUCCUCACUUUGUGGCAUAAUUAAGUUACUGAAAAUUCUUGCCGUAUUAAAAACAAAUAAAUCAUAUUUUUUGGCUUGGUUUCAUUUGAAAGUUUACAAUUUUUUUUUUACGCUUUGUGUUGCUGUGUAACUUUUGUACUAUUGGUGGCUAGUUUUUGUCUGGAUAAGCCUUUUGGGGGAUUAUUGCUUAAUGUUUUGAUUUUAUGAUAGUGAAGCUUGUAUUCAGUGUUCUGCCAAUUAAUAUUAUAUGCUUGU
Podarcis lilfordi (Lilford's wall lizard) is the source of this 53109-nucleotide messenger RNA. Lineage: Eukaryota; Metazoa; Chordata; Lepidosauria; Squamata; Lacertidae. The record is from the annotation of a GenBank genome assembly.